This is a messenger RNA of Pelobates cultripes (western spadefoot toad), 56146 nucleotides long. NCBI's taxonomy places the organism in Eukaryota, Metazoa, Chordata, Amphibia, Anura, Pelobatidae. The record is from the annotation of a GenBank genome assembly.
AUGGAGCUCCUUGGAGUUACAACCCUGCUACUAAUACUCUGUGUGAUUUUCCUGCUCUUUAACUUAUCUCAAGGCAAGAAACAGAACAAGUCGAGGUUGCCCCCUGGUCCCACUCCAUUGCCUUUUCUGGGAAAUAUUCUACAGCUCAAUAAAAAAGAGGCUUUCAAGCAUUUUAUUAAGGUGAGUAAUUCUUCAAAAAAAUAAAAUGAGAUAAAAUCUUACUAGAGUGUACUAUGUUUCAAAUGUGAAAUAGUUAGAAGACUUUCAAUUAUUGACAUUUUAGACAUAUUAUUUAUAUUUUAUAUUGGUAAUUCAUGGCUAGCUAGCAAAUAAUAUAUUCCAGUGAGAUAUUUCUUUUGAUAAGCAUUCAUUUUUUUAUUGCUUGGAUAUCUGAAUACAAUGUAUCACUCUCAAAGGUUAAGGUUUCCCAGGGCCUUUGGCAGGGUGCCAGAUAGGGGGACCCUCCUAGAGCACAGGGCUCCGUUUCUGUGAGUAGUGUCUGUGUAAAAGUGUUGUCUAUGGAAGAGGGUGAGAGCUGUUGGAGGAGAGCUGAUUGUGUCUCUGUAGUGACUGGAUUAUGUGUGUGUCUGUGUUUGCAUGCGUGCGCAGGGGAAUCUGAGUGUGACUGAGUGUGUGUGUGCAGGGGAAUUUGAGUGUGCCUGAGUGUGUGUGCAUAGGGAAAUCUGAGUGUGCCUCAGUGUGUGUGCGCAGAAGAGUCUGAGUGUUGUGUGUGGGGAAGCUCCAUUGUCUAUAUCAGUAUUAGGUACAGACCUCAUUUGUGGUUCCAGCACUCAGUUAUUGACUUACAGCACCGACUGUGGCAUUCAAAGUCAUCUAGAUGCACCGGGGGGACGCAAGGUCACUCUUAAAGCAGUUUGUGCCUAAUAUGUGUACUGACCAUAGUCGCUCAACGAUAUUAGGGACGAAGUGAGGAAUCGCAGGGUUCAAAGAGGGCACGCUCAGAGCUGGAGCUCCAGACCUAUAUAGGGCCCUAGGCCGUCCUGAGCCUGGGCCCUAGAUGGCUGCCUAACACGCUUUCACAAUAAGGGACCCUGAGGGCUAUUUGAGAUUUUUUUCUUACAUUUUUACGAUGUCCUUAUUUAUACUAUUUAGUGUAUAAACAUACAAUAUAGUGUACAGUUCUUUUUAAAGGAAUGCGUAAAGAUUUUUUCCAUUUUGUAUAUAAAUAUGUAACUCCUCAUUUAAAGUUUGAGAAUAUCUCUCAUUCCUAGGAUUUGAUCAAAGCUAAAUAAAUGUAUAUAUUUAGUGUAUAUUCUGUAUCACUCUGACCUAUUUAUAUUAAACAAGUUUACACCUUUGCAUUUUCCUGCUGUCUUGCACAUUCCUUUUAUCUGUUGAUUGUGUAAAACAGCUAUAAUGUCCCCAGAAGUGAGUUCAGCUAGAUCCCCAAACAUCAGAAACUCCCAUCAUGUUUAAAUGUGAUUGUUUGUAGUUUUUUCUGCCAUGAUUAUAUCUGCAGUUUCCAUUCUCCUCCUUAUUGACUUGAGAUGCACCUGGUUUUGAACAGGUCAUGGAACCUCAAAGGGCUAGUUAAAUGGGUAAAACCUAAGAAGUCGAGGUGGGGAGCGAUCCAUCAUGUUAAACUUCACCAGUCGCCACUGAUAAAGAGAGUGACUUUUCUUACCCAAGACUCUCUGUAACUCACAUUGGCUGUGUGUGAUGGACAGAUGAGAGGGUUAAAUAUGCAUCUAUCUUAUUGAAGGUGAUGGUGGUAGGAGUCACAGCGUGGAAAUGAACUAUCAGGGUCUGGUGCAGGGUAACCACAUGCACCCUGGUGUUGAGCACCAGGGUUUGUUCGGCCACAUACCAGGGCCAUGAUGCCACUUCUGUGGAUCCCAGGAGCUUGAUAUUAUGCAGAUAUGUAUCAAGUACUAGAAACAAUGUAAAACUAAAACAGGCAUCAAACAAGAUAACACAACAAGAUUAGAAGAACCCAGAACCAGAGCAGGACAGAAAGCAGAACCCAGAACAUGUACACAAUACACGAGGGAAACAAGAAUAGGACAUGGACAGGACAGGACUGUACAUGAACUGAGAAUACAAGACAAAAUAAAACAAGACAAGAGAUACAAGGCAAAACAAGAGGAGACAUAACUAAGUACUAUAUAUAUAAUAAACAUUGGAGAUUUAGACAUAGAUAAAUGGCCAAGAAGUAUGCAGCACACUACUGCGCCAAAGUACUCUAAUUACGGUGGGUCCUAGCUGCCUAGAUAUGCAUGACUAAAUAAACAACAGUAAAACACACACAGCACUUACCUGCAAAGAAAGGAGCAGAGGACAUGAAACCACAGCUUGCAGGUACAGGCUGAAACAAAACGGAUUAAUGGCAAAGGAACGGGUGCGGCAACAAAAAAACAAACAUUUAAAGGAAUCCAGGAGACUGGGAAUUCCAGGAAUGGAAUAAAGGAAUGAACCCAGAAACCCCAGCAUAAAGAAAACCAGACAUAGAAUAGAUAACCAGAAAAAUCAAGAAAAACUAAACAAGAAUUGUAAAAAGGGUACUUGAUAUCAGAAGCCAAGGCCAGAAAUGAUCCGCAACAGGAACAGGAUGUGACACCCUGGUGAUCCAGUGGUGAAGCCCUGGUGGUCAUAGUGGAGAGUGAACUCUAGCCUGCAGCUCCAUAAUAGCUGCAGCAAUGCUCACAAGAGGAGAACCUGGCUGAGCUGUAGGUUGGGCCCCAAGGUCCUCUAUCCCUCCCCUGUCGGCUGCCCAAUAAAGUGCCUGUUGGCCAGAGAUGGGGAUCUUUGAUCACCCCUCCAGUCAAGGAAGGCACACAGCAGGGCCGUCGCUUGGAUAGCACCUGCACUGAAUGGGCCUGCAGGGAGAUCAUCGGUGCUGCAUUAUAUUUUCUUGGGGGACGAGGGGGGAAAUAGGCACUAGGAUGCUAUGGAGUCCUCUUUUGUCACUGAACAACUCAGUUAUAAAUGGGUCUAAUAUAUUAUCUGGGACUGCAAUGUUUUACAAAGUUUUACAUUGCAGCACAAUGAGCUGAAGUGGUCUGGUUACCUACAGUGUCCCUUUAAAUUUGGGGGCAGUCUCACAUAACACAACAAACUCCCAACAAGAACUUUUAACUUUGCAUUAUCCUGAAAACAUAUUUGUACAGUUAGGCAGGAUACUUUACUGCCAAUUUAUAUUUAAAUGAAUGUCAACUGUGAACUUUAUUCCUAUAUACAUUAUAUUUUUCUUCAACGCUUAACCUUUGCACUGAUUAGUUAUUUUAAUUAAAUCAUAACUUAUUUCUAACAAGGAAUUUAUAGCUAACAUGAAAUUAGGGGAAUAGGAGGCAUCUGUAUACAUCGCUGCGCAGGACAACAUAAAUAUCAAACAUAAUAGUUAUAAAUUUACAGACUUUUAUAAUUAUUUGUUCAUGGUUUUCAAAAAUAUUAAAGAGUAGAAAGAAUCCCUCACUUGGCAUUCUUAUUAAAAUAUUACUGUAAACCAAUGUCAAUUCAGUUACAUAUGGUAAGUGCAGACCUUAAAUAUAUAUAUAUUUUAAAUAACUAUAGUGUGACUAUGAAUUGUGCUUAUAUACAAAAAAUACCGCAGCCUGAUGAAAACAAAGGAUUAGGAUUUGAAAAUGUAGCUUUACUCUUCCCUUCCUGGUUGAUAUUCAGCAUCACAGCACACCUUGAGUAGUGCUGGCCUCUGUACACUGACGGAGUAUGUAACAUCUAUUAGUCGAAGGUCUGGUGGAGAACGUGUUUCUCCUUUAGGACCACAUUUCAAUAGGAUUAAAUCAUGGCCACGAGUUACCUAUAUCAUACCCACGGUUUACUUAUCUUGCGAGAAUAAUUUUAAUAUCUUGUUGCCAUGAUCUGUUAAAUCAUGCCCAUGAAAUCGUACAGCUCGCACACAAUUUAAAAAAUAAUAUUCGGAAUGUCAACCUGGUGGACUCUGCACAAAAUGCACUCAUUAUGAAUUACCGUUGCAAUUGUUUAUAGGAUCAAAAAAUCUUUAAAAAAAGAUUCCAUGAAGAAUCAGAAUUACCAAGGAACAAUGAUAAAUUUACAAAUAACGAGAUGAUUUUAUAACAAAAGAGUAAUAAAUCUAAUUAAUCCCUUCCUUCAGCUUGCAGAGCAGUACGGUCCGGUAUAUACCAUUUACAUGGGGGUGGAGCGCGUUGUGGUGCUCUGUGGAUAUGAAGUGGUGAAAAAAGCACUGAAUGACAACGGAGACGUGUUCAGUGGCCGGGGGCACAUGCCACUGCUAGAGAAGAUAAGCUCUGGAGGUCAUGGUGAGAACAAACUUUAUCUUGAAGCGCAAGAACAGACUCUGUGUCCCAUAGCUCCCUUCUGUCUGUGUCUCCGAUUCCGUGUCCCAUAGCUCCUUCUGUCUGUGUCACCCUGCAGUGGGAGGGACAGACUCUGUGUCCCAUGGCUCCUUCUGUCUGCGUUACCCUUCAGUGGGAGGGACAGACUCCGUGUCCCAUAGUUCCUUCUGUCUGUGUCACCCUGCAGUGGAAGGGACAGACUCCGUGUCCCAUAGCUCUUUUUUGCCUGUGUCACCCUCCAGCAGGAGGGACAGACUCCGUGUCUCAUAGCUCCUUCUAUCUGUGUCACCCUGCAGUGGGAGGGACAGACUCCGUGUCCCAUAGCUCCUUCUGUCUGUGUCACCCUGCAGUGGGAGGGACAGACUCCUUGUCCCAUAGCUCCUUCUGUCUGUGUCACCCUCCAGCAGGAGGGACAGACUCCGUGUCUCAUAGCUCCUUCUGUCUGUGUCACCCUGCAGUGGGAGGGACAGACUCCGUGUCCCAUAGCUCUUUUUUGCCUGUGUCACCCUGCAGUGGGAGGGACAGACUCCGUGUCCCAUAGCUCCUUCUGUCUGUGUCACCCUGCAGUGGGAGGAACAGACUCUAUGUCCCAUAGCUCCUUCUGUCUGUGUCACCCUGCAGUGGGAGGGACAGACUCUGUGUCCCAAAGCUCCUUCUGUCUGUGUCACCCUGCAGUGGGAGGGACAGACUCCGUGUCCCAUAGCUCCUUCUGUCUGUGUCACCCUGCAGUGGGAGGGACAGACUCCGUGUCCCAUAGCUCCUUCUGUCUGUGUCACUUUGCAGUGGGAGGGACAGACACCGUGUCCCAUAGCUCCCUCUGUCUGUGUCACCCUGCAGUGGGAGGGACAGACUCUGUGUCCCAUAACUCCUUCUGUCUGUGUCACCCUGCAGUGAGAGGGACAGACUCUGUGUCCCAUAGCUUCUUCUGUCCGUGUCACCCUGCAGUGGGAGGGACAGACUCCGUGACAGACUGGAGAAGUUGUAUAAUCAGUUGAAUUUGGGGAAACCUAUUGAAGCAUUUGUUGUGUUGAGCUAUCACAAUUGCUUUUGUUUGAUUUUUUUAUUGCAAACAGCUGAAAGUCUGUAAAUUCAGACAAUAAACCUGAUUUUCAAUGACGGUUGAAUAAUUUUGAUUGAAAUGCAUUAGGUGUGGUCGGCAGUAACGGUGAGCGUUGGAAGCAGCUUCGGCGAUUCGCUCUGAUGACAUUGAGAAACUUUGGGAUGGGAAAGAGGAGCAUUGAGGAAAGGAUCCAGGAAGAAGCUUAUUUUCUCACAAAGGAAUUCCAUAAAACCAACAGUAAGUGAACUUUCCAACAUCAAGACUGCAGAAUGAAUAAAUGAUUCUCUGGUUUAUUAAUUAUACAUAACAAAAGGAAUUUCAUGGUUCCUUCAUAGCUACUAUUAUAAAGGUAUAUUCACACAAAAGAUAGACAAGACAUCUACCAAACAUCACUCCAACCAUAACAUUCUAUAUAUUGUACCCUUGUUCCUUAUUAAGUCUUCAUUUCAAUACAAAGUAACAAAACAAAUUUGAUGUGGCGCUGGGAGAAAUGGAUGACAGAGACACUCAAAAUCAGAAUUGUAGUAUACAAUCUAGUCCAGAAAGCCUCACUCACCUUAAUUUAUACUCUAGUUAUGAUUACCAGCCUGUAGAAGAACACAUUUUUCUGCCAGAAGACGCUAGUGACUGGUAUAAUGAAAGAAAAGGUGCUGAAAAUGUUAGUUCACCUCCUUCUUCAAACAUUACAGGAAGUUUCACUGGGUGAUAGCAUCCUUAGUCAGGGAGAGGGAGGAAUCUCAUUUCCAGAUCUUUCCUGACUGAUGAUUUAUUAGUUGUGCAUAAAAAAUAUGGUGAUAUUUUACCAUAAAUGCAUAGCUUUAUAUUGUACUUAAUUACACCAAAACUUUUACUGUACAAAUUCCUGUUUUAGUUAGAUCCAUAAAAAGAGUCAAAUGAUCCAGCUUUGAGUUAUUGUAUUUAUUAUAUUAUAUAAUGUAUACAAUCUCAGGGUUAUUUACUAAAUAGAGAAUUCAGAGUGGAUUCACAGUGAAUUUCAAAUUCAAGGUCAAGUGACCAAACUGGAAAAGUUAGAAAGAUGGAAAGUGUGGCCAAGGACAGGUUUCCACUUGUAUGAAAUGGUUUUAUGUUUUUGAGAUCUUGUUUAGUAAAUCAGUAUUAUUUUAUUAAUUUUUGUUUUUAUUUGUGAUCCCAUAGGUCAGCCAGUGGAUCCCACCUUCUUUUUCAGCAAAGCUGUAUCCAAUGUAAUCUCCUCUGUGGUUUUUGGAAAUCGUUUUGAAUAUGAAAGCAAGGAGUUUCUCACAUUGCUCAGUCUCUUUAAUGAAAUAUUUAGAGGUUUCAGUUCAGUUUGGGCACAGGUAAAUAACCCACGAUGGUGCUAAUGAACGUAUCCACCAAACUUAUAAUGUAUAUCAAGUAUCAAUGGAUGUACACUGUAUAAAUAAUAUAUUUUGGGGUUUAUUACAUAUAUAAGUAUUUUUGUGCCAAUCAAUAUAUUUACAUACAGGUGAUACUCGAAAAAUUAGAAUAUCGUGCAAAAGUUCAUUUAUUUCAGUAAUGCAACAAAAAAAGGGAAACUAAUAUAUGAGAUAGACGCAUUACAUGCAAAGCAAGAUAGUUCAGGCCGUGAUUUGUCAAAAGUGCGAUGAUUAUGGCUUACAGCACAUGAAAACCCCAAAUCCACAAUCUCAGUAAAUUAGAAUAUUACAUGCAAUCAAUAAAGCAAGGAGUGUACAUAGAACAAUAUCAGACCUCUGAAAAGUAUAAGCAUGCAUAUGGACUCAGUACUUGGUUUGGGCCCCUUUUGCUGCCUCAAUGCGGCGUGGCAUGGAAGCUAUCAGCCUGUGGCACUGUUGAGGUGUUGUGUUAUGUGAGUUUGCUGGCCAAUCAAGCACAGUAAUCCCAUGGUCAUUGAACCAGGCUUUGGUGCUUUUGGCAGUGUGGGCAGGUGCCAAGUCCUGCUGGAAAAUGAAGUCAGCAUCCCUAUAAAACUUAUCUGUGGAAGGAAGCAUGAAGUGCUCUAAAAUCUCCUGGUAGAUGUCUGCAUUGACCCUGGACAUAAUGAAGCACAGUGGACCAACACCAGCAGAUGACAUGGCUCCCCAAAUCAACACAGACUAUGGAAACUUCACACUGGAUUUCAAGCAUCUUGCAGUGUGUGCCUCUCCAUUCUUCCUCCAGACUCUGGGUCCUUGGUUUCCAAAUGAGAUGCAAAAGUUGCUCUCAUCAGAAAAGAGGACUUUGGACCACUAAGCAACAGAUCUGUUUUUCUUUAGCCGAGGUAAGACGCUUCUGACGUUGUUUGUUGUUGAGGAGCGGCUUGACAAGAGGAAUACGACAUCUGAAGCCCAUGCCCAGGAUCUGUCUGUGUGUGGUGGCUCUUGAUGCACUGACUCCAGCCUCAGUCCACUCCUUGUGAAAGUCCCCAACACAUUUGAAUGGCCUUUUCCUGACAAUCCUCUCCAGGCUGCAGUCAUCCCAGCUGCUUGUGCACCUUUUUCUUCCACAUUUUUCCCUUCCACAUAACUUUCUAUUAGUGUGCUUUGAUACAGCACUUUGGGAACAUCCAACUUCCCUCACAAUUACCUUUUGAGGCUUUCCCUCCUUAUGAACCUCAAUUAUGGUUUUCUGCACAACUGUCAGGUCAGCAGUCUUCCCCAUGAUUGUGAUUCCUACUGAACCAGACCGAGAGACCAUUUAAAGGAUCAGAAACACUUUGCAGGUGUUAUGGCUUACUUAGCUGAUUAGAGUGGGACACUGUGAGCCUAGAAUAUUGUACCUUUUCACAAUAUUCUAAUUUACUGAGAUUGUGGAUUUGGGGUUUUCAUGAGCUGUAAGCCAUAAUCAUCGCACUUAUGACAAAUCACGGCUUGAACUAUCUUGCUUUGCAUGUAAUGCGUCUAUCUCAUUUUAGUUUUCCCUUUUACGUUGCAUUACUGAAAUAAAUGAACUUUUGCACAAUAUUCUAAUUUUUCGAGUAUCCACCUACCAAAAGCAGAGGCAAAGUUGAAAAUAAUUCUUGUUAUUAGCAUAUUUGCAGCACUUUACAAUUAGAGAAAUUAUAUGUAGGUGUGAAGAAGGCCCUGCUCAAAUGAACUUACAAUUUAUGAUGAUGUGAGGUAGGUGGAUAUAUAACGCUAGGUCUCUUGCCUAAGAACACUUACUGGUGAAGUGGUCUGGCUAAGAUUGGAGCAUUGGUUUCCCAAAACCAGCAAAUAGAAGCUCAAGUUUAAUGAAAAUUUGUCCAGAAGACUCAUAAAACAUAUCUCUAAAAGGUAUCCCCUUAUGUUGAUGCUCUAACAGAUGUACAACGUGUAUCCAAGAAUUCUGGAGAAGUUACCAGGGCCCCACAAAACAUUCUUCAAAGCAGUAGAUAAGAUUCAGGAAUUUAUUGCUGAAAGAGUUCAAAUGCACCAAGAGACUCUGGAUGCAAAUUCUCCCAGAGACUUUAUUGACUGCUUCCUUGUAAAGAUGCAGCAGGUGAGUUCACACAUUUAAGAUAAUAUAUUUAUUUUGCAUAUAAAUAGCUGAUUAAAUUUUAAUUAUACAAAUGUACAGAUUUUUUUUUCUUGUGUCACUGCUGUGACAGACCCUCUGUCCCUGAAUUUUAAAGUGUAUAUGUUUUGUUUGCCUUCUCGUUCGAAUGGAAUACAGUCUGCCUUAUUUUACCAUUUGCCGUUCGAAUAUCGAAAGAACUACCGAACGACCGACCACCCAAAUCUGGAGCGUAGUGCUCAUUAACCUCAUUGACUCUCUUAACACCUCAAAAACCACAAACACCCUAACAUUCUAAGCAGUCGACUGGGUGGUCGGCGUUCUAUAAUCGGACACUCGACGGCACAAACACCGCUAAGACGUCCAUCAUCACGGAUGUUCGGCAAUAUAGUUAUGAAAUGGACUACGUUCUGUAAUAAUACCUCCAGAACCACUAAGACUAGGAGAACAGUUUAUUCAUUCAAAAAUGUUAGUUUAAUUAUUAUUAUUAUAUUUUUAGAGCGCUUUACAAUGGGUGGACAAACAGACAUGUAGUUGUAACCAGACAAGUUGGACACACAGGAACAGAGGGGUUGAGGGCCCUGCUCAAUGAGCUUACAUGCUAGAGGGAGUGGGGUAAAAUGACACAAAAAGGUAAGGAUAGUAUUAAACUAGUGACAGUUGCAGAAGAUAAUAUCCUGGAAGGAGACCGGCCGCACAGUCUAAUUCUAUAGAACUAUUCUGGGUAGGAGCUUUGUGUGCGGUCAGUCAGAAAGAAGACCUCCAUGCAAAUCCUUAACCCCUGAACCGAUCUGGGUGAUUUUUGAGUAUGGGAUAUUAUGUAUUUUGGGGGUAUUUUCAGAAAGUAUUAAAAUGGUGAUAUUUUUCAAUAAUUGAGUUAAAGACAGUAGUUGACUAAAUUAUCUCCUGGGCAGGGGGAGGGAUUGCAUGUCCUGUAUGGGAGUGUCAUACUGUACAACCCUGUUAUGACUGGCUGAUAACGCUGUACCAUUGUCCUCACCAAGGUCUAUAUGGGUGUAUCCCUUGGCUGGGGACUUGCAUAAAAAGCUGAACUGGCUACCAUUAAACCAGACCUUCUUCACCCUCAAUCUAGAGUCUUGUCUCUUAUUGGGGGAAACUGCUAAAAAGUUACCAUUACUAGCUCUUGUAAGAGCUUCUCUACUUGGAAGACUACCUGGAAUGCUGUAAUACCCCUCACACUCGGGAGAAAGAUGCUCUCUGGCGGUGGAAACCCCUCUACCCAUCGGGGUAACCGCAACUUAUUAAAAGGUCGCAUAUGUGCAAUGUAUAUUCAGAAACCUCUCUACUUACACCAUCUACAUCGUACAUUGAUAGGUGUAGGGGCUUAAACAUUAGUUUGUCAGAUGAGUACCAGAUCUAGAUCGGAGAUGAAGGUAAGAUUAGUUUAUUAUAAUCUGCUUCACUUGUUGUUGCUGAUAUAAUGCUCUGCUGAGUAUUGCGGACAGUUAUUGUGGACAAACUUUAGUCUGGCAGAGCCUUCUGCAGAGAAAUACAUUAAUUCCUGUAGCUGAGUUUAUCAUGUCUGUAUUUGUCAUUCUAGGAAAAGGCUGAUCCCAACUCUGAGUUUCACUUGACUGCUCUUAUUAACACCACCUUUGAUAUGUUUGGGGCUGGCACAGAAACCGUCAGUACUACCCUACGUUACGGUCUGAUGAUCCUUCUCAAGCACCCGGAUGUGGAAGGUAGGUAUGUUAUGGCAACAUGCAGUCAGUCAGCAUUAAAAGUUCUUCCAUAUUUAUCAUUUGAUCUGUAGAAGAUUCCCCAGUGGAUAAGGAAGUAAAAUGUGCUAACACAUGUUUUGUCUUAAUAAUACACUCUACUAUAUGUGUACUGCUGAAGUGUUUUUUUUUCUGUGUUUAUUUGGGGAUGGGAGAAUAUCUCAUGAUGGGCUAUUUCAUACUACCGCCUUAGACAUAACUGGAAAUAAGAGAAAUACUAACCUGUAAAUAAAACUCAAGUACUCCAUAUGACUUCAAGUCAAAAUUACACACGUUCACUCAGAGUUCCAAAUUUCCUUUAUAUUCUCCUUGUUCACAGAGCGCAUACACCAGGAGAUAGACCAAGUUAUUGGCAGAAACAGAGCCCCAUGUAUCGAAGACCGUUCUCGCAUGCCGUACACCGAUGCAGUCAUCCAUGAGAUUCAGAGAUUCAUUGACCUCUUACCUCUUGGAAUUCCACACAAAGUGAGCCGAGACAUUGAAAUCCAGGACUAUAUUAUUCCAAAGGUAAAGACCUGACCACCCAUUAUCAUAUCUGCCAAGUAUUGUUUCAAUCUAUUUCCCUUUCAAUGACUCAUACAUGGGUCUCAGUUUCCAUUUUGGCAAAAUUCUUUCAUGAAUGAUGCAUAGAUUUUAUUUUAGCUCUUUUUUUGUGCAACAUAUAUAUAUUUUUUAAUAAAUGACAAUUUCAAACAUCUUCCCCAAAGAAGUGUUUCUUUUCUUAUAUCAUAAAUAUCCUCUCCCGUUCCUUUUCCCGUUACAUCAUUGUUGUUGUUAUGGGCAAGGUAAUGUCUGAUUAUUACCAUAACAUGUUCACUCUCCAUUCCAUUCUCAGGAUACCACUGUCUAUCCAGUGCUUAGCUCAGUCCUGCAGGACCCUAAGCAGUUCAAAUAUCCCCAUGAAUUCAACCCGGGCCAUUUUCUGGAUAACGAGGGGAAAUUCUUAAAAAAUGAUGCCUUCAUGCCAUUUUCCUCUGGUAUGUGGUUUUCCCUAAAACUUUUUAAAGAUAACUAACUCAUAGAACUAGCAUACUAAGAGGGAUAGAGUUCCCUUGGAGAGGGAUGGGAGAUUGGUUCAUUUAGGACACAGCAUUACCUUCUCAGACUGUCACUCUUCAUAGCAUGACUGAGCAGAACUAUGGCAGAUGUAUCUCCGUCCAGCCUGUCAAUGGAUCUGCACGUAGCAAUGUGAUUGGUGGAGGUAAAAACAUGGCAUUCAGUCACACCCGGGCACUCAACGCACUGCUCACAGCUUCAGUGACACACCAGGUAAAGGACCUACAAAGCCUCAUCCUCCAUCUUAAUUCAGCUCGGCAAAACUGAAAUAUCGGUAAUUGAGUGUGGGUUAAGAGAUUCAUAAGAAGGUGAGAAGAGUUAGGAGAUACACAAUUCUAUAUACAAUAUAUACAAAGGAGAUUGUGAAAACAGGUUAAUUUGUCCUUGGUUGCCAAAUAACCUAGGUCUCCCUCAGAGAGGUAAAACAACCUAUUUGAAAAUUAAACAGUUUAUUGAAGGUAACACGUGACAAACAGAGGAAUUUGUGACUGUGAGGGACACACAAGGUAAAAAUAUAGAAAAUACUAACACAUGAAUUUAAAUAUAGCACUUGGCCACAUAGGUGCGACACUUGGCACAGAUGGCAGAAUACGCACAGUUAGAGUGUGUCUAAUAGUUAUUUUAUGUGCUGCCCAAAUCUGAGCUGUGAAAAUACAGAGAGAAGUUACAGGUUUGCUCACUUUGCCCCUGGAAUGUUCAUCUGAGCCAUUAAGUUAGGAAACAGAAUAUCAGGACAAUUUAACUAUAGACCACACCUGAUCUUAUCCUCCAUUUCUGAGCAUAUUUCAGAUCCAUAAAUACUAUUUUAGCCAUAGUGCUUCAAUCCACAAAUCCGUCUAACAACAAUACUGAGAAUCUUCAUUUCCACUUCUCCCUGCAACAUUAAGGUACUGACUGAAGCUUUGAAGAUACUCAACCUCAUGUAUUCUAUCCUCGGUCACAAUGUUACCACUUGCUUAUUACUGCAAGUUUGUAUUUUCAUUGAAUUUAUUCAACCAAUAUUUUAUGUGAUAUAAUUAUAAAUAAUUGGGGUGAUAGAAUCUGGUUGUUAAACUUUUUGUAUACAGCACAUGUGCUCUCCCCACCCCCUCUUUCUCCAUCCUUUGUCCCUCCUGUCUGUAAAUAUCUUCAAACAGCGGUGCCAUGUGCUCUUCCCUGUUUCUUAGGCUUCAAUCGAAAAACCCAGCUAACGGCAAUACCGAGAUUCUUCAUUGUCACCGAGCACUUACCCGCCCACCCAUCUCCUUCUAAAUAUAUAGCAUGCUCCUCCAACUGACUGAUAUUCUGGUCAAUUACCUACUCGUUCCCUUUAUACAUUAAAAGUAGCUGCAACUUUCCUUUGGUCAUCACUUCCAGAUUCCCUCUUCUACCGUUUGUCUCAAAUCCCCAUUAUAACCUUUGAAUUUUGAGCUCAAGGGCUAUCUAACUAGGCACUUUGUAUACAAGAGCUUCAAUAGCUGGAUCGCAGCUCAUGGGCAAGGCCCUCCUUACCUUUUGUAUUGGUUUAUAAAUAUUCUAUUAUCUUUUACCCCAAAUGCACAGCACUUCGGAAUAUGGUUCUUAGGAUCUUAUGAAUUAUCCUGUGGCAUUCAGACCAUCCUAAUCUCCAUUGAGAUGUGCUAAAACUUUGAUUUUCCCUUUAACCCUCUGUAGGAAAGCGGAUCUGUGUCGGGGAGGGCUUGGCACGGAUGGAACUCUUUCUGUUUUUAACCAACAUUUUACAGAAAUUCACCCUGAGGUCCUCAGUGGACAUAGAAGAGCUUGAUCUGACUCCAGAAGUUAGCGGAUUUGGAAAUUGUCCUCAUAACUAUCAGUUGUGCUUCAUUGCUCGCUAAUUGUAAAACAGAUUUAAUGGCUUUUCUAGUUGUCUCGAUUUUUAUAUUACAAAGAAUCAAUGUCUGCACUAGAUAUUUCUGCUGAGCAUUUCCAUUAUAAUAAUGGUAGUCGAUAGAUGGCAUUCCACUACUCAGAAAUGCUUUGGAUAAAACAAUGAAAUCGUAACUAAAAAUAUAUCUGUAUAUAUAUAGCUAUGUGCUUGUAUUUAUAAAAUAUGACUGAAAGUUAGAGAACACAAGUAAUGGGGAACAUGAUAUACAUUAAAAGCCUUAAAAUGUAUUAAUAAUUAUCACAUCUUUUCUUUCAUGUGAAUACUUUAUCAUUUAUUUUAUAAAAUGAUUAUUAUUGCUAUUAGUAUGAAAUAUGUUACAAUUUUACAGAUACAAACAUUUUUGUUCUACAAAAACCAUCUCAGUCAACUGCUAACCUUUGUCUAAAGGGUCCAUUAGAAGGACUUUAGAUAACAGUAGAUAUCUUUGUAUUUGUCCAAUGUUUUAUUUAUUGUUGUUUGAAGAGCAUCUUAAUCAUUUGUAAUUUUUAAUAAAAGUGAUAUUUGGCUACAAAGUCAUGACUUCAAGUCUGCAGAUAUUCACCAAGGAAACGUUAUAAUCUGUGUUUGAAAUAAUCACUCAGGAUGCAAUUAAUCAAAUUACAAGUGUAUUAAAUAAUCUUGCAGAGGAGCCACAGAAAUGGGUAACAAUUCCCCUUAAAAUAUGCAGGUUAUAAAGAAAAUUCCUCAAUUUCUUCUUAAUAGACAAAAUUAAAACAUCGACAAUCUGCAAUACGAAUACAAAUAGGGGCACAAUAGUAUAAUAAAUACUAACACCAAAUAAGGCUAAUCAAUAUAUUGCACUCACAAACUUAGAUGGUAUAUAGGCAAAACACAAUGUACGAAGGCAAAACCUCUUGGCUUUACUUUAUCCCGGUAAACAUAAAGGGGAAAUAAGGAGAGACAGAAACCAGUGCAAUACUAUAUAAAAAUCUAAUGACACUUUAUUCAAGUUACACUCACACAAUAAAUCAGGAAAACAAGCCCAUCAAAAUCCAACUACUCUUUGGUCCAGAGGAAUUCUCCAGAAGUAGGGACCACACAAUGAUGGGCAAAGAAUGAAUAGAUAAAAACAAUGAAAAACAAAAUGUCACCAGGUCCGUCUCUCCACCCUAAGUGUUUCAUCCGACUUGAAAAUGGAACUUUGCUUAAAGGAACCCUAUAGCAUUAGAAAUAAAAACCUGUAUUCCUAAUGCUAUAGUGCCCGAGAUUCUGGGGGAGACAUUAUAGGUUGCAUUUUUGUUGAAUUUGGAGAAACCACUUGAAGCAUUCGUUGUGUUGAGCUAUCGCAGUUGCUUUUGUUUGAUUUACUCAUUGCAAACAGCUGAACGUCUGUACAUUUUGACAAUGAAUCUGAUUUUCAAUGGGGGCUGAAUCAUAUUGAUUAGAACUGUAUACGGCAUACGUAUUUAGAGCAAAUGUUGUCUUCUCCAUUGAUGCUCCCAUUUUCUGCCUUUUUUGUUCUUCUGAUUUGCUUUCCCGAGCCAGAUAUUCUAUCAAUGCACAAGUGUGCAUAUUUCCAUGUAAAAAUACCGAAAUACCAAUUUAAUAAGAAGACCUAACAAGCCAGGCAAGUAAAACCUCCAGAAACCCUGAAAUUUAAAAAAUUCUGAUCACAAACAUUAUAUUAGGAAAAAAAAUUUACCAUAAAAGUCCUUUUAAAUUCUGUCAUACUAUCACAUAUAUGUUCCCACAUUCUGGGUUUUAACAACCUGGACGACUGACCAACAUACUGUACAACACAUGUAUCUAACUGCAAUUGUAGCAUAUUGUGAGCGAAAAUGUGGAAUAGUGGUUGAAGGAAGAUACCGUAUAUCAGGCCUGCUUUGCUAAACAGCAGCCAGAGAAUUUUUCAGCUAAAUGGCCCAGGGAGAGAUGUUAAAGGGACACUCCAGGCACCCAGACCACUUCUGCCCAUUAGAGUGGUCUGGGUGCCAACUCCCACUACCCUUAACCCUGCAACUGUAAAUACUGCAGUUUUCAUAAAGAGAGAACAAUUGUGUUUAUUGGAAAUCUAUUUUGUUUUCUUGGAAAUUGCUAAGUGGGAAAAAGCCACCCAAUUACAGAUAGUUAUUUCUGUCUAGUAAGAGCGAAGAAUUUUGGUUUGUUUAUUUUUAUUUAAAGCACCUGUUUUCUCAUCAAAUAAAAAGGAAAACGGAACUGGAUGUUUCCUGGACUUUGUAUACCCUAGAGAAGGCUGUGGUUACCGUAAGAUCUGUGACGAAACCUUUCCUAUAUUAGAGGUAAUUUGUUACAAUAUGAACCCAUUGACAUAGCUGGACUGUCCCCCUCCUCAUCAGUAGUAUAAUAAAAUGGAAAAAGUCAUAUGAGAUCCUUUAAUCUUUAUUAGUGAUCUGUGAAAUAUAGGAGCUUAGUAAAUCUGAAUUUAAAACUCAGAUGCUACAACAUAAGUGUAGGUUUUCCGUAUCCACUAAACAAACGUCAUGCAGGAUACCAUAAAAAUACUAAGUGAUAAGAACCACAACCUGCAUAUAUGCGUGGCGCUCAAAUAAAAUAAGGCAAAUGACAACUCACUCCUUAAAUGUACAUUAUAUGACCUUAAAAAAGAGAGAAAUGUAUAGUGCAAUGUUGUAGUAAUGCAGUGAAGAAUAUAUUGUGAUGCAAUCAGCUCACUAACAAGAAAUAUUCAGCUCCUUGUUUCCUAAGUAAUUAAACAGUUUAAGGAUGUUUCUUUAUGGAAUACAGUAUGUGUUUGACUGUAAUGUUGGCAUGUGAAUGCAGGGGUGUGUGGUGUUGUGUAGUGUUGGCAUGUGAAUGCAGGACUGUUUUGUGUACAGUGUUGGCGUGUGAAUGCAGGGGUGUGAAGUGUUGGCGUGUGAAUGCAGGACUGUUUUGUGUACAGUGUUGGCGUUUGAAUGCAGGGGUGUGUUUGUGUGUAAUAUUGGUGAUUGCAUGCAAAUGUCACAAAGACACAUGCACUGCCAUACACACAUACAGUGUUAGGAAUAUAGGGGCACAUUGCCACAUAUGGAAACAUACAUACACUGCUACACACAAAUGCAGAUUAGGAAGCCACCUGCGGUGCACCUGCCUGGGGGAGCAUGGUCUCUGGGUAACUGGCAGCAGGGUGGGCUACAGUACAGUGCUCCCCUCCUGCUGGUCACUGCGUGUAGCACUUGUCUUGGAAAGGUUUCAGAAGACCUGGCACCAUAGGCGUGCGCACGGGGUGUGCCGGGUGUGCCUGGGCACACCCUAAUCCCCGUGGCACGCCUAUGGUUUGAGUCCUGCAGGAACAGCGUUCCUGCACUUUUUUUGAGCAGGAACGCUGUUCCUGCAGGCACUCAGUGCCCCCUGUUUCACCUCUUGCCCCUGUCAUGGGAGGGCAAGAGGUGAUGGAUUCCCACGCCCCACUCAGCGCGCGGCGUGGGAGCUCUCUGCUGUCGGCUCUCUGCUCCCUCUCGCCGCGCGCUGAUGCCGGGAGCCGGAAUAUGACGUCAUAUUCCGGCUCCCAGCUGCAGCAGACAGCCCGCGCGGCGAGAGAGCAGACAGCAGAGAGCAGAGAGCAGAGAGCUCCCUCGCCGCGGCUGAACUGGAGAAAGGCGCCCGCCCCCACUGGACCCCAGGGAAAAGUCCACCAGCACUCCAGGUAGGAGGCUGGGUGGACAUUGUUUUUUAAAAUUAAAAUAUAAUAAUUUGUGUGUGUGUGUGAGUAUGUGUGUGUGUGUGUGUGUGAGUAUGUGUGUGUCUGUGAGUAUGUGUGUGUGUCAGUGUGUGUGUGUCUAUGAGUAUGUGUGUGUGUCUGUGAGUAUGUGUGUGUGUGUGUCUGUGAGUAUGUGUGUGUUUCUGUGAGUAGUGUGUGUGUGUGUUUCUGUGAGUGUGUGUCUGUGAGUAUGUAUGUGUGUGUGUCAGUGUGUGUGUGAGUGUGUGUCUGUGAGUAUGUAUGUGUGUGUGAGUGUGUGUCUGUGAGUGUAUGUGUGUGUCUGUGAGUAUGUAUGUGUGUGUGUGUCUGUCAGUGUGUGUGUGUGUACGUAUAUAUAUAUAUAUAUACACACACACACACGCAGAGCCGGCGCUAUCUGAGUGCCGGCUCUGCUCUAAGCCUUCAUGGGCCGGCGGGGAGACCAAAGAUCUACCUCACCGGCCCACAGCAGCAUGGAGGGAGGCAGUAGAGGACCCAGGGAGCUCUAGACAGAAGCUCCGCCAGGUUCCUCUCGCGAUAUCUGAGCGUUGCUGCGGCAACGCUCAGAUCUCGCGAGAGUUAACUCUAGCCCCGCAGGCUAGAGUUCACUCUCCACUGGACCACCAGGGAUGGCACAUGGCAGCAAGGAUUUACUAAUCUGCCAAAUCCCUCCAAACAUACAGCACACACACAUACAGCACCUACACACAUACAGCUCACACACACACAGUACACUAACCGCACCCUCACAAACACACACAGCACCUUUAAAAAAAACACAACACCCUCACACACAGCACACUAACAGCACCCUCACAAACAGCACCCCCACAGGACAAACAUACACACACAAACACCCUCACACACAAACAGCACAGUCACAAACACGCACCCUCACACACACAUCACACUAACAGCACACAGCACACUAACAGCACACACAGCAGUGUGUGUGUUUAUAUAUAUAUAUAUAUAUAUAUAUAUAUAUAUAUAUAUAUAUAGAUACAUACACACACACGCGCGUGGCGUGUGUUUGUGCUUUAGGGUGCACACCCUAAUGCAAUAGGCUGCGCACGCCUAUGCCUGGCACACACACUUUUUUUAGGGAGUACUCUCCUUAGAGUGCUCCAAAACAGGGCAGGCUCCAACCCAGACAAAUCCAGUGAAACAAGAAAGUAGGUUUGGCCACACCGUGUACUUUCUUCACCAGGUAGACUUUAUUGUGGAGUACAAACAUUUUGACAUUUUGGCUCCCCUGAGCCUUUUGUCAAAUCUAAUACAUUCAAUAAAGGAUUAGGUAUAUAUAUAUAUAUCCCAUAUAAUUAAACAAGUCACAACUUUAUCAAUCAACAAUCCUGCAAAAUUACUAAUUAAAUCAGUAACACAAGAAUAACAAAUGGCUUGCAUGUGUCUCUCCUUAAUACAACAAGAUUCAGUAGCGCAUCCUGAGUAAGUAAAUGCUUCUGAUUGAGAUCAUUGGUGGUCACUGGAACACAGUUAAAACAGUUCUUAGAGAGGCUGGUACGUUUCAGAGGCACCGCCCAUAAAGCGAACUGCAAGGGGGAUCCAUAAGGUAACGCCGCCCCCCUUAGUGUUAGCAUAUUGAAGGGGGUUGAGCCAAAUAGAGACCAUCCCUAAUAGGGAGGAACCAGGGUGUAUCCACCAAGCUGAGGGGAAGAUUGUCUCUUCCCCUCAGCUUCAGUAUCCUCCAAGCUGAGUGGGAGUGGCACACAGAGGACUGAGGGGGGAGUGGUAUACAGAGCGCUGGGGGUAAGAAGCACACAGAGGACUAAAGGGGGAAUGGCACACUGAGGGCUGGGGGGAAGAGGCACAGUGGGCUGAAGGGGGAGUGGUACACAGAGGGCUGAAGGGUGAGUGGCACACAGAGGACUGAAAUAGGAGUGGCACACAGAGGGCUGGGGGGAAGAGGCACAGUGGGCUGAAGGGGGAGUGGUACACAGAGGGCUGAAGGGGCAUGGCACAGAGGGCUGGGGAUUAAAAGAGGCUCACCAAGGAAUAAGGGAAGGGGGGGGGGCACACUGAGAUUACUGCACCUAAGUUCCAUAACUGAAAACGACCCCAGUGGGUUGUUACAAAACCAAAGUAUUGGUAGAGUGUGAAUUCUAAACCCCAUGUAAAAAAUAUAAAAAAUAUAAUAAUACUUAAUAAAAAUCUCCUGCCCUUAAUUCUCUGUGCCGUGCUGUCUCGUCUUACAUAUAUAUCCCAUACAUCAGCUGCUUAGAGCAGUGGUAACAUCACUAAUAACUUGGAAAUCCUGGUUUGAAUCCCAGUCUGAGUAAUUCACCAGUAAGUGUGCUUGGUAAUGACACCAAAUGAUAUAUAUCUGACUACUUCAAAUCCUCGUAGAUUGUAAGCCUUAAAGGAGGCCUUCUUCAAUAUUUCCUUUCUAGAACUGUAAUGCCCUGUAGAAUUUGUUGGCAGUUUCUAAAUUCUAUAUAUAAAACUCCAGAGUGGCUAUGCAAAAUGAAUUAUUAGUGCAUUAAAAUAUUCCUGCUGACAAUUAUAGUAACCUUAUUAGUUCAUCCGCGGGUUCUAUGGACUCUAUGGAUAGAAAAGAACAUGUAUCAUUUGCUUAUGUCAUUCAAGAGGGAUGUGCAUGGCCAAAAAAUGUAUUUGCUUUGGCAAAUCGGACCAAUGGCAUUCGGUUCGGCACUUCAGCACUGCCGAAUGGCAUUCAGUUCGGACAUUCGAAAUUCAGGCACGCAGCAUUCGGGCAUUCAUUUCGGGCAUUCAGCAGUUUGGAAAAAUAAACAUUUGUUGUUUUUUUCUUAAACAGCAAUGUUUUACAUUGCAUAGUGGACUACAUCAGCACCCAGACAAUUUAAUCUUAAAGAAGUGGUCUGGGUUUAGUUAAUAAUUAGUAGUUUUGGUUUAGUAUAUAUACAAUUUACAAAAUUAUAUUUUCACUGCACAGAUAGUGCAGUCAAUCAGGGAGCACUACCAGCAUCAGGGCCGGUGCAAAGAAUUUUGGGUACAUAGGCGAAGAUGCAUUUUUCCGCCCCCCCCCCCAAAACAUAUUCGCCCAUGUGCCUCUUAACCUCCCUUUUGUGUUUCUUAUCCCGUCUUUUAAAUAUCUGACUCCCUUUAGUGUAUUUUAUCUCCUAUUUUUGCCUUUGUGUGUCUCCUAUCUCUCCUCUUUGUAUGACUCUUACAUCCUCCCACAUUUUGUGUCUUACUCCUCCCAGCCCCUUUGUGUGACUCCUUUUCUCCCAGCCCCUUUGUGUGUCUCUUUCCUUCUCAAACCCCGCUGUGUGUUCUUUUACAUCCAGCCCCUCUCCCUGUCCCUUAAUGGUCCCCUCCCUUCUCUGACCAUUACUGUUCCUCUCCCCUCUCUCCUCCUUUCCCUGUUUCUCAGUGUUCCUUUCCCUUCCCCCCUCCUUUCCCUGUCCCUUAGUGUUCCUCUCCCCUCCCCCCUCUGUUCCCUGUCGCUUAGUGUUCCUCUCCCCCCCUCCAUCCUUUUCCUGUACCUUAGGGUAUCUCUCCCCUCCUCUCCCUUUCCCUUGGUGCGCCACCCACCCCCAUAGUGGUCCCCUCCCCUUCCUGGUGUGCCUCCUACCUUUCUUGUAGCGUGGUUUAGCGGGGCGAAUCCCGGUACAGUGAGCUUUUCCUGACAGUCCUGCUAGGUACAGGAAACAGAAGUUCCUGUACCACGGUACACUCCGCUUGGCCACGCUACAGUCAGGGGUGUAGAAACACUGACAGUCACACGCACUCAAUGACAAACACACAGACAUAUCUGACAGCCAGACUCACUUAUCUGACACACUCAUUCAUUGACAGACACUCACAUGCACACAGACACACAAACACUGACAGACUCAUUGACAAACACACAUUGACACACACACACACAAACUCACUGACAGACACACGUACUCACAUGCACUCACUCACACAUAUACACUGACAGAACCACACACACACACAUAUUCACAUGCACACACACACACACUGACAGACACACUCACACACACACACUCACACACACACACUCACACACACACUGACAGACACACUCACACACACACUGACAGACACACAUACACACACACUGACAGACACACAUACACACACACACUAGCAGACACACUCACACACACACUGACAGACACACAUACUCACAUACACACUCACUCACACACUGACAGACACACAUACACACACAUUGACAGACACACACACUCACAGUAAUUAAUAAUCUAAAUUAAAUUUAAAUUUCCCACCCAGCCUCCCUACCUGGAGAGCUGGCGUGGGUCUCUCAUUGGUGGUCCAGUGGGGCUGCUGGGCUGAAUUGGAUUCCGUGGUGGCGAGGGAGCUCUGAUCUCUCUGAUGUGCUCCCUCGCAGGCUGUUUACUGAUGCCGCGGGAGCCGGAAUAUGACGUCAUCAGUAAACAGCCUGCGAGGGAGCAGAUCAGAGAGAUCAGAGCUCCCUCGCCACCUCGGCAUCCAAUUCAGCCGCACUCCGCACCAGGGAUCCAGGAGGUGACCUGGCAGGAGAGAGCACUUCCCUCCUGCUGGUCACUGGAAUUUUGCUCCCUCUGAGCCGGUGCGCCCUAAGGCGGCCGCCUGUGCCGCCUUAUGGACGCGCCGGCCCUGACCAGCAUGCAACACUUCUGCACACUAUAUAAUCCCACCCCUGUGACACCAUCUUUGUUGAGAGUUUUGGGGCAGGGCGUAAGCAGAGAGUGAGCAGAGAGUGAGCUGAGAGUGAGCAGAGUGUGAGAGCAGAGAGAAAGCAAUUUGUGUGUGAACAAGCAAGUGAGCGUGUGUGAGAGAGGGGAGAAUGUGAUGGCUGGUACACAAAAUUAAUCACUGCAGUAAAGUUACAGUGCAGGGAGACACCCUGGCAAUCAGACUACCUGGCUUGCCCAGCCACACACUCUCUUUUACCCCCUCUUCAAAAAAAGAAACAAAUGCAGAAGCAAAAAAGGCAAAACUCUCUCUCUCUCUCUCUCUCCCUGGAACACACACUUAAAGGAUCACUAAAGGGUCAGGAACACAAACAUAUAUUCCUGACCCUGGGUCAUGGCUGCCUAAAAUGUAUCCAAACAUUCAGUAUCUCCUCCCUCUGCAUGCAGACACUGAACUUUCCUCAUAGAGAUUCAUUGAUUCAAAAGACAUGCUGGGGCGCUGGGCGGCAUUGGCGGGCGGCUGACGAGGGAGCUCUUCCUGUGAGCUGUCUGCUCAGCUCCCUCGCGCGCCGCAGAGUGAGGCUGGGAGCCGGAAGAUGACGUCAUAUCCCAGCUCCCAGCCUCACUCUGCGGCGCGCGAGGGAGCUGAGCAGACAGCUCACAGGAAGAGCUCUCGUCAGCCGCCCGCACAGCAGCAGCCACCCGCCCAGCAGCCACUGGACCACCAGGGAGAUAGGAGAUCCCUUUCUCCCCAGCACUCCCAAAGGUAAGGAGGCUGAGGAGGGGGGUUAAAAAGUACAUGUGUUAAUGUGAGUGUGUGUGUGUCUAUUAGUGACUGUGUGUGUGUCUGUUAGUGUGUGUGUCUAUUAGUGUGUAUGUGUCUGUUAGUGAGUGUGAGUGUGUGUGUCUAUUAGUGACUGUGUGUGUCUGUGUGUGUGUCUGUUAGUGUGUGAGUGUGUGUCUGUUAGUGUGUGUGUGUGUCUGUUAGGGAGUGUGAGUGUGUGUGUGUCUAUUAGUGUGUGUGUGUCUGUUAGUGAGUGUGUGUUAGAGUGUGAGUGUUAGUGAUGUGUGUGUGUCUGUUAGUGUGUGUGUGUGUCUGUUAGUGAGUGUGUGUCUUAGUGUGUGUGUGUCUGUCUGUUAGUGUGUGUGUGUGUCUGUGAGUGUGUCUGCUAGUGAGUGUGUUUGACUGUGUGUAUCAGUGAGUUUGUGUUUCUUUUAGCUAGUGUACGCGUAUCUGUCAGUGAGUGUGUGUGUAUUUAGAAGGCGGGGGAAGGGAUGGGUGGGGGUCGCGCCCGGGGGGGGCGCCUGAGUUUUGUCCUGCCUAGGGCAGCACAAAACCAGGAUACACCACUGGUGGCAGGGCUGUUCUGGGUGUGACUGGGGGUGUGACCAGGGGCAGGACUGUUUUGGCUGUGACUCGGGGGGGCAGGGGCGGGGCUGUUCUGUGUGUGAGUGGGGGUGUGACCAGGGGUGGGGCUGUUCUGGGUGUUAGUGGGGGUGUGACCAUGAUGCCCCCACCACCAUACUUCACAGUUGGGAUGAGGUUUUGAUGUUGGUGUGCUGUGCCUCUUUUUCGCCACACAUAGUGUUGUGUGUUUCUUCCAAACAACUCAACUUUGGUUUCAUUUGUCCACAGAAUAUUUUGCCAGUACUGCUGUGGAACAUCCAGGUGCUCUUGUGCAAACUGUAAACGUGCAGCAGUGUGUUGUUUGGCAGCAGUGGCUUCCUCUGUGGUAUCCUCCCAUGAAAUCCAUUCUUGUUUAGUGUUUUACGUAUUGUAGAUUCGCUAACAGGGAUGUAAGCAUUUGCCAGUGACUUUUGUAAGUCUUUAGCUGACACUCUAUGAUUCUUCUUCACCUCAUUGAGCAGUCUGCGCUGUGCUCUUGCAGUCAUCUUUACAGGGCGGCCACUCCUAGGGAGAGUAGCAGCAGUGCUGAACUUUCUCCAUUUAUAGACAAUUUGUCUUACAGUGGACUGAUGAACAGCAAGGCUUUUGGAGAUACUUUUAUAACCCUUUCAGCUUUAUGCAAGUCAACAAUUCUUAAUCGUAGGUCUUCUGAGAGCUCUUUUGUGUGAGGCAUCAUUCACAUCAGGCAAUGCUUCUUGUGAAAAGCAAACCCAGAACUGGUAUGUGUUUUUUAUAGGGCAGGGCAGCUGUAACCAACACCUCCAAUCUCAUCUCAUUGAUUGUACUCCAGUUGGCUGACAUCUCACUCCAAUUAGCUCUUGGAGAUGUCAUUAGUCUAGGGGUUCACAUACUUUUUCCACCUGCACUGUGAAUGUUUACAUGGUGUGUUCAAUAAAAACAUGGCAACAUUUCAUUCUCUGUGUGUUAUUAGUUUAAGCAGACUGUGAUUGUCUAUUGUUGUGACUUAGAUGAUGAUCAGAUUACAUUUUAUGACCAAUUUGUGCAGAAAUCCAUAUCAUUCCAAAGGGUUCACAUACUUUUUCUUGCAACUGUAACAGCAGUAAAUCCAAGAACAAUGAUAUCUCAAAGUAAAGCUGAAUAAUGCAAAUCUGAGGAAUUACAGCCCUGAUACUGACACAGUGUGCGAUUGUCCUGUCAUUACAUUUUUACUUUUCAUCUUUUAAAGGUUUACUACAUUUAAUGAAAUGUAAUUAUAUAUAUUUUAAAUUAUGUUUAUUGUUUUGGGCUUUUUUUUUUUUGUCAAAACAAUGUAAUCUCGCUGAGUGGCCAUGUUGGGUAAUAUACCGUUAUCUAACCAACUGCCGCUCAACCUAACUUGCUGCUGUGAUUGCUCUGCGUGAACCUGUAGGAGCAGACGUGUUAGGUUGAGCAGCACUUGGUCAGAUAAUAGUAGAGUCUGACCCAACAUGGCCGCUCAGCGAAAUAAAAAGCGUACUUUGGACUAAAAACGGUUACAGUUAUUUAUACUGGGUGGGUUUAUUUUAUUAAAGGGACACUCCCAGCUCCAACAGACGUUAGAUGCACUGUGUAGGUUUGGUUACAGUUAGUUAUACUGGGUGGGUUUAUAUUAUUAGAGGGACACUCCAGGCUCUCACACACGUUAGAUGCACUGUGUAGGUUAGGUUACAGUUAGUUAUACUGGGUGGGUUUAUAUUAUUAAAGGGACACUCCAGGCUCCCACACACGUUAGAUGCACUGUGUAGGUUAGGUUACAGUUAGUUAUACUGGGUAGGUUUAUAUUAUUAAAGGGAUACACCAGGCCCUCCUAAACAUUAAGUGCACUGUGUGGGUUAGGUUACAGUUAGUUAUACUGGGUGGGUUUAUAUUAUUAGAGGGACACUCCAGGCUCCCACACACGUUAGAUGCACUGUGUAGGUUAGGUUACAGUUAGUUAUACUGGGUGGGUUUAUAUUAUUAAAGGGACACUCCAGGCUCCCACACACGUUAGGUACACGGUGUAGGUUAGGUUACAGUUAGUUAUACUGGGUAGGUUUAUAUUAUUAAAGGGAUACACCAGGCCCUCCUAAACAUUAAGUGCACUGUGUGGGUUAGGUUACAGUUAGUUAUACUGGGUGGGUUUAUAUUAUUAAAGGGACACUCCAGGCUCCCACAGACAGCAGAUGUGCUGUGUAGGUUAUCUUAUGGUUAGAUAUACUGGGUGGGUUUAUAUUAUUAAAGGGACACUCCAGGCUCCCACACACAUUAGAUGCACUGUGUAGGUUACAUACAUAGUUGCACAGUUACAUAGCUGAAAAGAGACUUGUGUCCAUCAAGUUUAGCCUUCCUCACAUUUGUUUUUUGCUGUUGAUCCAAAAGAAUGCCAAAAAACCCAGUUUGAAGCACAAUUUUGCAACAAGCUAGGAAAAAAAUUCCUUCUUGACCCCAGAAUGGCAGUCAGAUUUAUCCUUGGAUCAAGCAGUUAUUACCCUACAUUGAAAGAUUAUAUCCUUGAAUAUUCUGUUUUGCAAGUAUGCAUCUAGUAGCUGUUUGAACAUCUGUAUGGACUCUGAUAAAACCACUUCUUCAGGCAGAGAAUUCCACAUCCUGAUUGUUCUUACAGUAAAAUAACCUUUCCUUUGCGUAGGACGAAAUCUUCUUUCUUCCAGUCUAAACGCAUGGCCUCGUGUCCUAUGUAAAGUCCGGUUUGUGAAUUGAUUUCCACACAAUGGUUUGUAUUGGCCCCCGAAUAUAUUUGUAUAAUGUUAUCAUAUCCCCUCUCAGGCGACGUUUUGUUAUAGUAUUAAAGGGACACUUAAGGUUCCCAUAUUCAUAAGGUGCACUGUGCUGAUUGUUUAUGGAUAGUUAUACAGGGUGGGCUUAUACUAUUAAAGGGAAACACAUGUGUGGUUACAAUUAUUAACACCUCUAUGAAUUCAUAUAAGAAAAAUAUACAUGAGUAAUUUUGCCAUUGAUACUUUAAAUUUUUUAGUACACCUGGGUGACUAGAAACGCUCUCGAACAGAGGGAGCCGGCCUGCAUUUUGGCUUUGUACUGAUUUGUUUGGGUGGGAUCAGUCUGAUAUGCAAAUGGUUUAGGGUCCCUAAAAGCCAGCUUGAGAUCUUAGUGUGGACUCACAGAUGGGCAGGCUACUUGAGCUGUUGUCAAUUCUCAGUAUUCUCUUGCACCCUGCAUUUUUUUGCUCAACAAAAUUUCAAUUGAUUUAAUUAAUAGUAGAUAAAGAAAAAAAAAUUUAAAUAAAUUUAAAUAGCCCUAAUUGAGAAAAUAUAAGAAAUAUAUUGUUUGAGUUCUGAUUAAAAAAAAUACUUUAUUACAAAUAUUACAAAGAAGAAUGAUUUGGUGUUGUGUACCUACUUGGCAAGAAGAAGAGUUUACCUUUCAGUCACCAGAGAAUUAAAUAUCAGAUAAGCUGUCAGGCAAGUUUCCAAACUCAUUCUUUUUUUGGAUCACCUGUAUAAAUACCAGCAUUAAACACAUAUAUAAUAUUAGUCAGGCAGAGUAUCCCCACAAUGGAGCUCUUCUGAGUUACAGCCCUGCUACUAACAGUUUGUGUGAUUUUCAUGCUCUUUAAUGUAGCUCAAGGCAAGAAACAGAACAAGUCGAGGUUGCCCCCUGGUCCCACUCCAUUGCCUUUUCUGGAAAAUAUUCUACAGCUCAAUAGAAGAGAGGCCUACAAGAAUUCUAUUAAGGUGAGUAGUACUUCAAACAAUAACAUUUAGAUAAAAUAUAUUAAAAACAGAUGCUAUGUUUCAAAUGUGAAAUAGUUAAGGAUGAUUUCAGUGAAUUGUUUUUAUAAGAAAUACUGAACUUACUCAUAUUGAACAUAAAAGUACAGAAACCUAUCUGAGGGACAAAUACUGCUCAGAGACUGUCACUGCGUGUUUCUUAGUGGGAGACUCCUAAAUAACAAAAAAAAUAAUCCUAUAUCAUUGAUAUCAUGAAAAUAAUCAUUGAAAAAUAGGACUCGAGAAACAAUGUUUUCAAAAGCAAAUAUAUAUAUAUAUAUAUACAUACAUACAUAUAUACACAGUAUAAAUUAUAUAAGUUUUUGUAAAUAUGGAAGUAUUAAAACUCUGAAGCUUGAAUGGAGAAUAGCUUUCACUUUUUCCAAAUUAAAAAUAAAUUAAUUGUAAUGUAUAGAGUCAAAUAAGAGAACAAAUACCUUUUUUUCUCUAGUGACAGAGAAGACUAAGUAAUUAAUUUUACUCUCUAAAUUUUACAAGGUCCCAUUGUAAGUAAGGGGUGAAAUCGGGUUUAGAACUGUCAAUUUUAGAAAUUACGAUCAAAGUAGUUGCCACAAAGACUGAUACAAACGCUUUGAACUGACAGCAAAUUUAAGUUAUAGUAGUCAUUUUAGAUAAUUCAAUUCACGUCAAAAUCGUCAUCAGGAAAAGUUAACUCUUUCCUGGAUAGGAAGGUUUAGUAAGGCGAGAUUGCCCUCUAUGGAUCAAAUACCUAAAUUGCAAUCUGCAGGUUGAACACACCUUCAGUUUCCUAUUGGCCUUAUCAACUAAUGACGUACAGAGAGUCUUGCCCUUUAAAAGUUAGGACAAAGGGAAGAGAGGGGGAGUUGGUGGAGUUUGGCAUUCAGAUUCGGACAUGCAGAGAGAUCCAGGACACUCUCUGGGACUAACACUCAACUCUCAAACUCUCUUGGACACAACUCAAGAAAUACUUAGAAUUUUACUGAUACUUUCUAACCAACAUCACUUUUCUCUAUUACUCACACACCUCCAUACAACCAAUCAUACUCGCAUUUUCCUAGGACUACCUACUCAUCUGAUGAGAAUACCUACAUAACUGGUAAUUAUGCUGGUUUUAUUUAAUUAAUUUAAAUUAAUUAAAAAUUUACUAAUAACAUGAUAUAUGACUGGAUAAAUCACAGUCAGAUUUCAAUAUUUAGAAAAAGUAAAUGGAAAAACCCCAGAAUACGUAUAAGUGAAUAUAUAAAUUAAACAACAACCUGAUGUAGGAUAUGGUCCAUAUAAUAGAUUCUGUGUGAAAAUCAGAAUACUGACAUAGCGUAAUACAGUAAAAAAGGAAAAAAUAUAUAAAUAUAGGUGAAUAUAGAUACACUCACAAACGAACGUGAAAAUAAGGCUUUCCACCCUCUCUGGGGUAAUAUGAAGUAUGAUGAACGAACUGGAGAAUCACCUCAUCAGAUAUAUGUAAAUAAAGGAAAUCAGAGAUAGUGAAGUUUGUUAUAAAAAUACAAAAUCACAUUUAUUGGUCACACUUACAUAUGUGAAAAUCAUAAAAAGCGUAUCUCCUUAUAACCUGGAACUCCAUCAAGUGUGAUCAGCGGUCCAGAAUAGGAUCCAACAGGAGUAGUUAUAGGAAAACAGCCCAAAAAUACAAAUAAAAAAAUAAUAAACAGUAAUUUAAAAUAAUAUAUAGUAUAAGUCCAUAUAUAGAGAGAAUCCAACGCGUUUCGUCCUGUAGGGGUGUAGGACUUCUUCAGGGACUUCUGAUCCCUGAAGAAGUCCUACACCCCUACAGGACGAAACGCGUUGGAUUCUCUCUAUAUAUGGACUUAUACUAUAUAUUAUUUUAAAUUACUGUUUAUUAUUUUUUUUUUGUAUUUUUGGGCUGUUUUCCUAUAACUACUCCUGUUGGAUCCUAUUCUGGACCGCUGAUCACACUGGAUGGAGUUCCAGGUUAUAAGGAGAACGCUUUUUAUGAUUUUCACAUAUGUAAGUGUGACCAAUAAAUGUGAUUUUGUAUUUUUAUAACAAACUUCACUAUCUCUGAUUUCCUUUAUUUACAUAUAUCUGAUGAGGUGAUUCUCCAGUUCGUUCAUCAUACUUCAUAUUACCCCAGAGAGGGCGGAAAGCCUUAUUUUCACGUUCGUUUGUGAGUGUAUCUAUAUUCACCUAUAUUUAUAUAUUUUUUCCUUUUUUACUGUAUUACGCUAUGUCAGUAUUCUGAUUUUCACACAGAAUCUAUUAUAUGGACCAUAUCCUACAUCAGGUUGUUGUUUAAUUUAUAUAUUCACUUAUACGUAUUCUGGGGUUUUUCCAUUUACUUUUCCUAUAUUGUCUUUUGGGUGUCUGUGAGGUACACCUGGGAACUCUUCCAGUUAUACGUUUGUAUUCCACAUUUGUAGUGCAUAUACUAUUUUUUUUGCUUAUAUUCAUUCAAUAUUUAGAAAUCUUAGUUAACUAAAGAAUAUAUAGUUAUAAACAUUCCAUUCUGCAGGUGGAAUUAAGAAUAAUUAUUUAUUAAUGUGAUAUUAUCAUGUGUUAGCAUACGGUUGUUUUUAUCCAGGUGUACUGAUUUGCUCUAAAAUAAGAUAAGAUAUCUUUUUAGGCAAAUUAAAAUUCGGCUUAUAGAAUCUGGUAGAUUAUUCUGAUUGGAUGGUUCCAGGAAAUGAUUAAUGAGCUGGUUUGAAUGUUAUUUUAAUUGAAAAUUACAUGAAAAUAGGAUACUAUAUGCCUAGGAAGAUCUAGCCAGCAUUGAAAGGGUUACCCAGUUGAUUUAACUGUUAGCCAAGGUUUAAUGGCUUUUCGCUGUGUGAAGUUUUACUUUCUGUCUGUGAAGUACCCUCAUAAAUCUUACUAAGUGACAGGUGAUGCUGCAGCGUUGUACUGUGAUUAGCCAUUGCCAUUGUAUACUUAUGUUAUACUAAAUAUUCACUGAUUAUUAUCAUGCAUGCUGCCUAAUGUUAUUGUUAUUUUAUUUGUCACAAUAAAUUAUAUCUAUUUUUAUAACAAAUUGUUAUUUUAUUUGUAUGGAAUACAUUUCACUUACAUGAUAACGAUCUCUAGGCUCUAAGAGAAUUGAAAUAGUGGGCAAUUCUCGACUGUUUAAUAUUAUCAUCCCAUAAAUAUCCCCACAACUCACAGUAUAGGUACGAACUAGAUUGUGCUGAGAUCAAACACAAUAAAACCCAAUGUGCGAAUACAAAUAUCCCUGCACCGAUUCAUUAUUUUUAUUUAAAUGUUAAGCACAGUGUUUUUUGGAACAAGGAAUUUAUAGCUAGCAUGCGAAAUUAGGACAAGACAGCAAUUUUGUCGUCUAUACAUCACUGCCCAUGAAAAUAUAAAUCUCAAACAAUAUAAUAAAAAUGUAUUUACAGAAUUUUAUAAUGAUUUGUUUUGUCUUUUUAAAAACAUUACAAGAGUAUAGAAUAUGAUAAAUGACACUGUAUCCCUGACCUCAUAAUAAUUCUAAAAACAGAAAUAUUACCGUAAAACAAAUGUCAAUUACAUUACAAAUUGUAAGAAUUACCAUGACAUAUUAAAAAACUGCUAAAAUACCAAUUUACUAAAAUAAAGGUUCCCAACGUGCAAAGAGAAAAUGUGCCUUUAUACAGUAAAUUCAGCAGCCUAAUAAAAAAACGGUACUUGUAAAGGCUUUGCACAUUUUACUUGAUUCAUUACUGGUUGAUAUUCAGCUCAAGGUGUGCAGUGCUGGCUUCCGUACAUUGAGCGUGACAUCAAUUACAGAGGGACUGACAAAAGGUCUAUGGAUUACUGUAAGGGGAAGGUAAAUGGGUUUUUGUUUGGUUUUCUGUCCACCCUACAGAACAGGAAAAACCUUUAUGUUGAUAACAUGGCUUAAUCUGGGGGAAUUGUCAUUACUGUGCUGUAACGGGAGGCUUAUACAGUCGGAGGAGAGCAUGGUGGCAAUGGCACCAAUAAUUCUAAAUAGUUUUAUAUAUUUAGAAAAAGAUAGUCCUGCGCUCAUUCCCAUCACUAAUGGGCGGCAGCAAUGACUACAGUACACAGCAGCCCCAAUAUAUAGCAAAAACCAAAGAAAAACAAGUUACCUGUGCUCUCUCGUUAAUCCCUAUGUAUAUUUAAACAAAUGGAGGUAAUUUAGUUACUCCGCUGGCCAUUGGAGGGAAUGCCCGCCUGCCAACGUCAAGGCAGACCCCCCUAAGCGGGUCCUACACUGACCCUUCACCUUGCUUCCUUGAGCUUCUGGCAAAGAUAUCUCCACUGAGACAGAGAGGGGUAUUUUUUAUAUACACCCAUAUAUACUUAUUAACCCUUAAUAGGGAACACAUGGGAUCGGCGGCAGCAUUGUAACAAAGCUGUGUGAUACAAAAAUUGAAUAUAAAUAGAAAAAGAUAAGUCCUGCGCUCACUCCCAUCACCAAUGGGUGGCAGCAAUGACUACAGUACACAUCAGCCCCAGUUUUAUAUAUAUAUGUCACUAUUUAUUACUGGGAAACUAUACACAUGUUGUAUUAUGAGUAAGUUAGUGAACAUAUGUUUUCUUAAAGGGUAACUCUGACCCAAAAAUAUGUGCGUUUAAGAAAACACUGUUUUUAGUUAGAGAAACACUUCUCAAUCCUGUCCUCUUUGAAAAAAAAUGUAAAGAAGAAAAGAAAAUAGCUAAAACUCACCUUUCUUUCCAAUGCCGUGACAAUGUUCCUCAAUUCAAGCUUCCUCCGACUGAAUUCACUGCUUCUCACUGGAGCGUAUGAAAUAUGUACUAGAGGAAAGUCAAACACCACAUUUGCAUAGAAUUCAUUUUAGCUAGACAGGAAGUCUUGUUACACUGAUAAUUGAUUACAUUACCAGAGGUGGAGUUACAUCUCUGGCAGAAGAGGGAUUAAACUCUAUAUGUGCAGCAUUUCACAGUUAAAUCAAUGAAGUGGUCAUGGUGAAUGUGUCAUGGAUCUUGGAGAAACCUUUUAAAAGUAAUUCAGAUGUAAUGCAGAGAUAAUGAAAGUAAAAACAGUUUAUUAGAUAAAUAAUCUAAUUUAGUCUAACUUAGCUUAAAACAAGAAGAUUUAGAGGUGUGUAGCAUUUAGGAUCCCAUACAGAUAAUAAAUUAAUUCUGAGAAGUUAAUUCAAUUAAUUAUCACUUCUGGUAGCACUGUGGCAAAAUGUCCGGUGGGUUCCCGGAAAUUAUCGAUAUGUCUAGUUUAUUGAAAACAAAUUGUAAAGGUGGUUAAUGUAUGAGUAGAGCUGUAAUUAGAAAUGAGAAAUUGACAAAUGAAGAGAUGAUUAUAUAACAAAAAAGUAAUAAAUUUAAUUAAUCUUUUCCUUCAACUUGCAGAGCAGUAUGGUCCGGUAUAUACCAUUUACAUGGGGAUGGAGCGCGUUGUGGUACUCUGUGGAUAUGAUGUGGUGAAAAAAGCACUGAAUGACAACAGAGACGUGUCAGUGGCUGGGGGCACAUGCCACUGCUAGAGAAGAUAAGCUCUGGAGGUCAUGGUGAGAACAAACUUUAUCUUGCAGCGCAAGAACAGACUCUUUGUCCCAUAGCUCCUUCUGUCUGUGUCUCCGACUCUGUGUCCCAUAGCUCCUUCUGUCUGUGUCACCCUGCAGUGGGAGGGACAGACUCUGUGUCCCAUAGCUCCUUCUGUCUGUGUCAACCUGCAGUGGGAGGGACAGACUCCGUGUCCCAUAGCUCCUUCUGUCUGUGUCACCCUGCAGUGGGAGGGACAGACUCCGUGUCCCAUAGCUCCUUCUGUCUGUGUCACCCUGCAGUGGGAGAGACAGAGUAUGUGGCCCAUAGUUCCCUUGAGUCUGUGUCACCCUGCAGUGGGAGGGACACAGUAUGUGGCCCAUAGUUCCCUUAAGUCUGUGUCACCCUACCUCAUGAGGGACAGACUCUUUCAUGGCUAUUUACUAAAGUGAGAAUUCAAGUUGAAUUUAAAGUAAAUUUAAAAUGUAAUGCCAAAGAAGCCAAAUUUGAUCUCCUAUUUUUUAUCUGGAAGGGAACAGAAGAAAAAAAUUUAUCAACAAAUUAAAUGAUAACGAUCGGGGUAUAAUUUUAACUACAAAUUUUACCAAAAUUAUGGUUAAUUUUUUAAAAUAAAAUCAACAUGAGUACGCACUUUAAAAAGGCUGAUGUAAAUAGUUUUCUACCCACCACUAGCAGCCAUUUUGCACCCUGGCUCAGAGCAAUCCCAACUUCACAAUUCCUUCGAAUCAGGAGGAGACCACAUUUACUGAACAGACAGACAAACUAAAGAGCAGCCUACUAGAAAAAGAAUAUAGGAAAGAUGACCUAUCAUUUGCAAUUAUAGCCAUGGUAACCAACAAUUUAGGAAAAUUAUUAAUAAACAUUUUAUCUCAUUUUUUGCCAGACAAACCAAGGGUGAUUUUUAGAAGAGUACCCAAUAUGAUAAAAUUACUAGCAAAGAAACCAUAUUAGAAAAGAAUGUAAUAUAAAACCUAUUGAUACAAGGAGUGUUUUUUUUGGGUGUUUAGCAUGCAGAAGCACAAAUAGCAAACAAAAGACACAAGAAAACGUAAAAACACACAAAAUGAUCAAGAAUUCACCAUAACGAGUCUCAUCACCUGUCACUCAAGGAAUUUAAUGUUUUAAUGUAUCUAUUGGAGUGCCCAUGCAGCCUAAUAUAUGUGGGCCGCACGAAACGAAACUUACACACGAGGGUGGCAGAACAUGUAAGAAAAUUGAAGAGGAGAAGAUUUUAACAAAAUUUUAGGACAAUAUUAGAUGAAGUGGAUAUUCAACCUUGGGACUUUACAACCCUAAGGUUUGAAUAUUGAUUAUGAAUUAUGUCACUUCCUCUAACAUUACUCUUAUUCCCAAUCUAGUUUUUUAUAUUGUUCAAUUUUUUUUAUGCAUACACAACUUAAUUAGUUUGAUCAGUUCCUAACAUUUUAUAGUAUUUUAUUCUCACCAAUUUCUUCGAUUGUUCCAGCUCUUAUGAUUCCCUUUGUCAGAACUCACCUAUCUCCAAUCCCUCGUGGUUACUUUCGUGUUCAGCAAUUCUACUCCUCCCACUUGAGUGAUGCAAGGCUUCCAUGCCUUAUAGGGAAGACGCGCCAAAAUCAAAUCGCUUAGUGAUUUUGCCUCAUGAGCUCUAACCUCGUUCUAAUUCAUUGUAUUCGAAUUCAAACUUCUACUUUGAGUCUACUGAUCUCGUUACUCUUAAACUCCUAUUUGGAAAUCUACAUUGCUGUCAUCGCCUCUUCAAAGACAGACAGUCUGUUUUUUGGACAAGCUAAUCCUCGAAUGAAGCAAGAAUUAAUAUAAGUAUACCACUCCUUUUAAAAGUAUUCACAAGAUUCUUGUAACUGUAUUGUUACUAUUACCUGCUACCAUUCCGGCUAAUAUACUGCGGACAUUGGUUACAACUGCCUGCUACCAUUCCGGCUAAUAUACUGCGGACAUUGGUUACAACUGCCUGCUACCAUUCCGGCUAAUAUACUGCGGACAUUGGUUACAACUGCCUGCUACCAUUCCAGCUAAUAUACUGCGGACAUUGGUUUCAACUGCCUGCUACCAUUCCAGCUUAUAUACUGCGGACAUUGGUUACAACUGUCUGCUACCAUUCCGGCUAAUAUACUGCGGACAUUGGUUACAACUGCCUGCUACCAUUCCGGCUAAUAUACUGCGGACAUUGGUUACAACUGCCUGCUACCAUUCCGGCUAAUAUACUGCGGACAUUGGUUACAACUGCCUGCUACCAUUCCGGCUAAUAUACUGCGGACAUUGGUUACAACUGCCUGCUACCAUUCCGGCUAAUAUACUGCGGACAUUGGUUACAACUGCCUGCUACCAUUCCGGCUAAUAUACUGCGGACAUUGGUUACAACUGCCUGCUACCAUUCCAGCUAAUAUACUGCGGACAUUGGUUUCAACUGCCUGCUACCAUUCCAGCUUAUAUACUGCGGACAUUGGUUACAACUGUCUGCUACCAUUCCGGCUAAUAUACUGCGGACAUUGGUUACAACUGCCUGCUACCAUUCCGGCUAAUAUACUGCGGACAUUGGUUACAACUGCCUGCUACCAUUCCGGCUAAUAUACUGCGGACAUUGGUUACAACUGCCUGCUACCAUUCCGGCUAAUAUACUGCGGACAUUGGUUACAACUGCCUGCUACCAUUCCGGCUAAUAUACUGCGGACAUUGGUUACAACUGCCUGCUACCAUUCCGGCUAAUAUACUGCGGACAUUGGUUACAACUGCCUGCUACCAUUCCGGCUAAUAUACUGCGGACAUUGGUUACAACUGCCUGCUACCAUUCUGGCUAAUAUACUGCGGACAUUGGUUACAACUGCCUGCUACCAUUCCAGCUAAUAUACUGCGGACAUUGGUUACAACUGCCUGCCACCAUUCCGGCUAAUAUACGGAGGACAUUGUUAUAUCUGUCUUUACUAUUUCUGCAAAAGAUACUACAGCCAAUACCUUUCUAACUCUUAUUAACUCUGUAAGGUAUACUGUUGACCAAUUAUACUAAUUGUUUAGCUGCUUCCUAUGUUUGCAAAAUGUAAAUAUAUAUCUCUUAUUCAUAUUUGGAAAAUUGAAAACAUCAUUAAAAGUCUAUAAAAGGAAUCUGUACCUCUCCUUGAGCUCUUAAAGUUACAGCUAUAAAUUACUUCUGCAGUUGUGUUCCACAAUUUGGGUUUUCUUUUUCAAAAUCAUAACACGUAUCUCAAUAGACCACCCAAGUGCAGCAAUAGAAAAUAAAAAUAACGUUAAUUACUUCCCUUAAUAAUCUAGGUUGUAAAAGAGGAUUCCUCAAAAACCUCACAAAAUGUAUACAAAAUAUAAGAUACACCUAGACAAAAACAGAAAGAAAGAGACGAUCAUAGGGAAACACUGUUAAGUAGAUGGGUCCCUACUAAAAUAUUGCCCUCAAAAAGUGACGGAGAAAUUCAAGCCCAUCAAGGUUUCUUUCAAUCUUGUUUAAAUCUUGUAAAGGAAUUCCUGGUUCCUCAAGUAUACAUGUAAAAGAAAAACUGAACAUAGCAUAGAAUUGUAGGUAAUAUAAAAAGCACAAUUUAUUGGAAACACUUACAAGAAGUGAAAAAUAAAAAUGCCCAACAGAUAUUAGUCCCUCUAUCCAAGAUGACAAAUGGAAGCUUCAAAUGCUGGCAUUACAGGCAGCAGUAAAACCAGCUCUACGCGUUUCGUCUAAAAAUUAAACUUCAUCAGGAAAAUUCAAUAAAAAACAAUAUUACAAUCAAAUGAAUAACAAAUAGUAAAAAGUCUCUUACGUUCAGUCUUCUUUUAAAUGUCCCUCUUGCCGGGUUGGGCUUCUCAUCGGCCAAUCUGCGCGCUUAGUGUCACCUGUUUCGUGUAAGCUGAAUUCUAAGUCCAUGUAGGUACUUCCGCCGAGCGUUCCGUGGAACGCAUAUGCGUUCCACUGAUCCGGAAGAAAGGAACUCCCUCUUCAUCCAUCAUCUCUUAGCGGAAAUCGAUCCAUGAUGUAGGAGAGAACAUGGAGAAGGAAAACAAAACAAAAUGAUAUAAACAGCAAAGAGCAUACUACUAGCUCACACCAUAAACUAACAUGGUAUAUAAAACCAUGUAUAUUAGAAUAUCAAUUAAUGAAACAUAUCCCUUAGUGCCAAAAUGUGGAUAUAUAGAGAUAGAGGUGAAUACAUGAAUAUAAAGAGAAUGGAAUACAUAUAAACAAAGAUAAAAAUAAUAUAGAAAAAAAUGUUAUAGAAAAAAUAUAUAUAACAAUAAAAAAUAAAUAAAGAAUAGGAUAAAAUAAUAAAUAAAAAUGAAAAUAAAAUAAAAAAAUAAAAAAAAUUAAAAUUAAAAUUAAAAAUAUCAAAAUAAAAAAAUAGUAAAAAUAGUAAAAAUAGAAAUAAGAAUAAAAAUAAAAAUAAUAAUAAAAUUAAAAUUAAAAUGAUAGUAAAAAUAAAAAUAAAGAUAAAAACGAAAAUGAAGAUAAAAAUGAGAAUAAUAAAUAAAAUGGAAUACAAAAAUGAAAAAAAUGAAAAAAGAUAAAAUGAAAAAAUGAAAAAGUUAAAGAAAACAUAUUAAAUCAAAAUCCACAUUCAACCCAUAUGGUUGAAGGGUUUUUAAUUUAUGAAUCCAGAAUCCUUCUCUUUGUCUCAUUUUCAUAGUGAUAUCUCCACCCCUUAUACCAAGCGAUACUUGUUCUAUGAUCACCCAUGAAAAAUUGUGGGUUUGAAAUUGGGGACCCUGAUUACAGUGGAUGGGAAGAGAGUGAUUUUUGAAAUUACGUCUGAUAUUGUUUUUAUGUUCCAAAAAAUGUAUCUUUGCCUUUCGUCCCAUCCUCCCCACAUAUUGAACACCACACCCACAUGUGAGGCGAUAUACAACAUGUGAGGAAGAACAGGUUACCCGUCUUUGGAUUUGAAAAGUUUCUUUGGUAAUAAAACUUGAAAAGGAACGUGUAUGGGAUGGUAGCCCUCUACACGCUUUACAAGUACCACAGGUGUAAAAUCCUCUACUACCCUCCAAUUCAUUUCUGUCCCCACUUCAAAAGUGACUAGGUGCUAACUAUGAUGAAAAACUUCUCCCUUUUCUAUAUACUAUUUGAGGAUGUAUGGGUAAUUGGGGACCUAUAAAUUCAUCAUGUUUCAGAAUAUUCCAAUGUUUUUUAAAGAUUUUAUUGAUAGCAAAAGCUUUGGAAUUAUAAUUAGUGUGAAAUGAGAACUCAAAUGCUUUAUUGGAAUUUUCAGUAUGUUUAAUUUUAUCAACAUUAAAAGGUCACCUCUUUUAAUGUUUUCCACUCUCUCUAUUUCUCUAUUCAGGAUCUCUUUUUUAUAACCUUUCUCAAUAAAUUUCUUUGUCAGAAUGUCAGCUUGUUCUAAAUAAGUAUCCUUAUUUGAACAAUUUUGUCAGAGUCGGGUGUACUGGCUUCUGGGUACUCCCGACAACCAUCUAGGAUGGUGUCCACUAGUAGAUUCAAUGUAACUGUUGGUAUCAGUAGAUUUAAAAUACGGUUUAAUAUGGAUAUGACCUCCUUGUGUUGAAAUGGUCAAAUCCAAAAAAAUAUAUGGAGGGAAAAAACAAGUGAAAAAGUGUUAUCAUUGAAAUACUUUAAAAAGUCUAGCAGAUGUUCUUCAGACCCCUUCCAAAUAACAAGAAUAUCGUCAAUAUAACGACGCGAGAGCACCAGGUCUUCCCCGUACGAAUUAUGGUCCCAAAUAAACUGGCGUUCCCAAAAAUCCAUAAAAAUAUUAGCAUAACACCCUUCUUAAUUUCUACUGCAAGAGUUUAUUAGUUUAAUCUCAAUGUAUUUAACAUUCAAUGUAUUUAGCAUUUUAAAUUUUAUUAUAUUCUACAUUACAUGUGCAUAUUGUCCCCUUUCCCCCCUCCCCCUCCCCUUCUUUAUUUUUCUCUUUCCCCUUUCUCCUCCCAUAUGGCAAUUAUUUUUGUUUUGCACAAUCCCAAAUAUGGAGCCACGUGCUCCUUUGUGGGAUAUCAUUUCAAUUUGGCCAUCUAAUGCACUUUCUCCCUCCCUCUUGCCCACUUACAAAAUGUCGGAGUCAGUCGGAGUCGUCGCAAGAGGGGUUUGGGCUGACGUACAACAUAUUGUGACAUCAUUACGGCCACCACCGGCUCAGACCAAGACCGAUUCCCAAACGUGGCGGGAGGUGAUUUCAAGCAUGGACAGGAGUUACGUCCGCAAUAGGCUGGCGGACAGGACAAGCGGCUUGAUCCGCAACUUCAAUUCCGCCAACCACUUGGGGGAAGUGACUGGCUCAUGACCGGCACCCCUGACCACCAAUGAUUAAAAUUAAAGUUAGGCUGUUUCCAGCACAGCGCAUCCUUCGGGGGGUGGAGGGCAGAUGUGACGAGCGGCAGUGCCCGCGACGACGCUUCCACCAACCACAGACCGGAUAUGACACAGCAGGACAGACAUCACUCAACCACCAAUGAUGAAAACAAAUUUAAAGUGGCAAAUUCAAUUACCCAAUAGGGGUUUUCUAGAUACAGGUUCAACUAAUCACUUAAAGGGAUGCCACACAAUUUGAAUUUGGGAUUGGCCAACUGAACAUCAUGUGAUCCCAAAAGGGAGGAUCCAAAAGACUCACAGGACAUUUAAAAGGCCAAGGAUUCCAGAGGCUACAUUACAGCUGACUGAGGAAGCUCAUAAAUAAAUGAAACACACUUUGGCCGAGCUGGAUUUUUAAUUGGAUUUUUUAUUUUAUAUACUUAUAAUAUGUGUGUUUUUAUUUACAAGAAAUUUUUAUAAGUUAUUCCAAACCAAGUCCCUGAAGCCUCUAGGAGUCUGUAUUGGGGAAGUGCCAUCCCCAGAAAGUGGCACCCUGCUGAUUAUCCUUAGAGCCAGGAACUGAAGGCUCUUUUAAAGGUGAUCAAAAUACUUACCAUAAGGUGUACUAUCCGUAUCUUGUACUUUACCACACAGUUGGUCGCUUUUCUCUAUUAUAUUUCUCUUGCAGGAACAUCAUUGAGCGAGUGGUGUGUUGCUGCCCUAAGAGCAAAAAGGUUUACUUUACAGAGCCAAUGCCAUAUAGGCUCCAGACCAUGUGAGUGGUUCUAGUUAUUUAUUUACCAUUUAUUAUUAUCCAAGACCAUCUAAACUAUAUAUUUCUGUUUUUUUCUUUUCCAUAUGUACCUCAAAGAUUGUACUUUCAAGUUUGUUGUUAUACCCUAUUGAUGGGGUAAGUCAACCCCAGCACAAUUUCUAUUUGUAUAGCGCUCCACUAAUUGGUAUAUAUUCUAUACCAUAUAUUUUCUGUAAAUCUAAGAUUGAUUGUGGAAAUAAGAGUGUUCCAUUUUAUGUGUUGAGCAGCUUUUUGUUUAGGCACUAUAUUGUAUCACCAACUAACUCCUAGUAGAGGCACAGUUUGUUUUUAAAGUUAGAGAAAGAUUUGUUGCUUUUGGUCCUGAAGGAGUUAAUACACGUGUGUCAGUUAAAAGGAAAUUAUAGUCUCAAAAAUAAAAAUAAAAUUUGUUGACAUUAAUUAAUAUACUAUUGGAAAUAGUUAUGGACUGGAUUGGAAAUAGUCAUAGACUGGAUUGGAAAGAGUCAGAGACUGGAUUGGAAAUAGUCACGGACUGGAUUGGAAAUGAUCAUAGACUGGAUUGGAAAUAGUCAUGGACUGGAUUGGAAAGCGACACGGACUAGAUUGGAAAGAGUCACGGACUUGUCAGGAUACUAGUUGAUCCAGCACGCAGAAUUGUGUCACACCUAGGACUAAAGGUAACGUCUUACCGGAUCUUAGAAUUGCCGGACUUAACAUACCAGAGAAUAUUCAGUAAACUUGCCAAGGUCAGGGACACAGAAGGAAACAUAACGAUGAGGGAAAGCCAAAAGUCAAGGAUACCAGAAUACAGGGAAGUCAAAAUGAAGCCAAAGUCAAUAACCAGAAAUAAACACUCAGGAACACUCUCUUGGAUAACCUACUAAGGGAAACCAUGACAGGACAAUGACGAAAAGUAAAAAUGCAUUUAAAUAAGCCUCUUACAGAUCUGAUUGGCUGAAAUCAGCCUUUGACCCCAGAACGUGCGUGCACGUCUCCCACGUGAUAUCACCCCCACGCCAACUUCGUCACCAUCAUGGGCAGUUGUGGGGCUACAAAAUGGUGUGGAUCUUCAGCAGCCGGCGUCCACCAACAUGUCGCAGGAGUCAGAUAUACUGACGCAUGGCUGCUGAGCGGCACUUCCAUUAUUGUCAGGGAGGCAAUUACUGCAGACACCACAAGGUGAGGAUGAGUAUGUUACUGGACUGGAUUGGAAAGAGUCAUGGACUGGAUUGGAACUAGUCAUAGACUGCAUUGGAAACAGUCAUGGACUAGAUUAGAAAUAGUCAUAGACAACAAAACGCCGCACUCUAAUGAUGCUAUCGGCAGAAUUCCCAAACUGAGUUUUAAUCAGUUUAGAGUAGGAAGUGCCUAUAGUGGAUAGACACUAGAGGUGUAUUUAACCAGUAAAGGAGGGUUAAGACGACCACUGUGCCCAGAAAAUGUCAUUGCACUUGGUGACUUUAUCUGUCCUUUGCUCAUUUAGACGUGUACCAGGUGCAUGCUGGGAGUGCCCAGAAACUUAUUGUAGAGUCAAAUAAUCCUCCCUGUCCAUAGGUUUCUGUGUGAAUUUUUGCAUUACUAUGGGUUUUUGCUCGUUAUGUUUUUUUUUUGUUUGUUUGUUUUUUUAAUUAUGGCUAUCUCUGUAGACAUUAUUGAAUUAAUUUGUAUGGCCAUUUUCUCUGGGUGCUCUGUACACUUCUAGGGAUCUGGCUGUAGCGGAUUGCAUUAAGGCUGUCCUCAAGAAUUCGUAUUAAAAAUGUAUUUGUGUAAUUGUUUCACUGGAUAACUGUAAGUGUAUGUAGCUUUCGUAUGAUUGUUUGGUAGUUUUCAUACAAAUGAAACUACCGAACCAUUAGACCACCCCAGUGAGAAGUGUGCACCUCGUUAAGCUUUCACACUCUGAAACUGCAGCUUAAUUGACUGUGAAAUUGAUAUAUUGUAUGUACCUGUGUGGUCGCCGUUCGGCAUACAAACCGCGUGCGGCGGCCAUCUUACUCAAGAAAAUUUCAGCGGUGUUUGGUUGUCGAGUGUCUGGAACUCAAAUCGGACACUCAAACACCCGAACACCGCUGAGACCUCCAGAGCUCCAUAACUCCCGAACGGAGGGGCCAGUCAGCCCCUCGUUCGGUAAAAUAAAUGUACCAAACAAGGGAAUACAGACGAAUAGAAGAUUAUCUGUGGAUGGCAAGGAUUACUGUAUGUUUUAACUACCGAAUGGAGACCGACCGCAGGGCCAAAACACAUGGAGCCUUUUUCUGAUACCACCUCGUGUGCGGUCGGUCAAAUUUCACCUUCCACCUAACUCCCGAACCCCUGGUCCGAUCUGGGUGGAUUUUGAAUAUGUUCGUCACCCAGAUCUGGGCUACAGGGGGGUACCCAAAAUAUAAUUCUAGCUGCUUGUUUUGGUGGACAUCCAGAACUCGGGGAAAACUACAGUAUAUUCAAUUGGAUUAUGUGUCAAACUGAGGGGAGGAGAUGUGUGGGAGGUAACUGUUACACUAUUGGCUACUGUAAUAAUUACUGUGAAUCCCUCCCUUGCAUGGGAGAAAGCUUUAAAAGAAGGUUGAGUGAUUAAAAGUUCAGUUCUGCUCCUGAUGCUGUGUGUCAUCCAGUCAUUGGGAUCUGUAUGGGGAUAUUCGUGGAUUACAUUGCUUGCUGUACUUAUUGUUAUAUGGUAUUUUAUUACUUGUUCCUGAGCCUCACUGGGAUCUUUAGUGGAGUUAACCUGUGAAAGACCAGUUCUCCACUACACUGGCAUAUACUUGAGUGCUAAUAAAUUCCUGCAUCAAGUUGUGACUGGCAAGUAAAGUGCUAAUGUCAUGUAGGUCUCUGUUCAUUUAGAAAGAUCUUUGGAAUUGUAACCCACUCUUUUUAUUGAAUGCAUUAGGUGUGGUUGACAGUAACGGUGAACGCUGGAAACAGCUGAGACGAUUCUCUCUGAUGACACUGAGAAACUUUGGGAUGGGGAAGAGGAGCAUGGAGGAGAGGAUCCAGGAAGAAGCUUAUUUUCUUACACAACAAUUCCGUGUAGUCAACUCUCCAACAUCAGAACGGCAGGUUAAAUAAAUGACUCUCUCCGGUUUAUGAACUAUACAUAACAAAAGGAAUUUCACAGUUAUCUCAUGGCUACUAUUGGUCGGCAAAUUCACACAAAAUAUAGACAGAACACACACCAAACAUCACUCCGACCCUGACUUUCUAUAUAUUGUACCCUUUCUUUUAUAUCUUCAUUGAAAUACAAAUUGACAAAACACAUUCAACUCUGCGACAGGCGGAAUGGAUGAUAGAGAUACAGGAAAUGUCUUUUUUAAGGUGCUAUACGUGAACAAACGAAAACAAUCCAAAGAGAACAAACUAAAUUUAAGACACCCGUCUACACGGCUGCUUUGAGCUGCCUUUCCAGACCUUUCCUGACUCAGGAUAUAUCUGUUGUGCAUAAUAAAUAUGGUGAUGAUUAGCUUUAUAUUUUACUUAAUUGGACCAAACAUUAUACUACCCUAAAUUCCUGUAUUAUGCAAAUCGCCGGAAAGAGAAAAUGUAAAUUAUUAUAAUCAUAUUAUAGCACAUAUAAUGUAUACAAUCUCAGGGUUGUUUACUAAAGUGCCAAUUCAAAGUGAAUUUCAAAUGUAAGGUCGAGUAGCCAAACCAAAAAAAAUUCUAAGUCAGUGGUUCCCAAACCAAUCCUCAUGGACCACCAACAGUCCAGGAUUUAUGUAUUUCCCUAUUUUAUUUCAAUGGGGAUACUAACACAACCUGGACUGUUGGUGGGUCUUGAGGACUGGUUUGGGAAACGCUGCUCUAAGUCAUCUAUAGUGUCAGAUUGGAUACUCUGGACUUAAAUUCACUUCAUUUCCACUUCAUAAUGGUUUUAUGUUUUUGAGAUCUUGUUUAGUAAAUCAGUAUUGUUUUAUUUAAUUUUGUUUUUAUUUGUGAUCCCAUAGGUCAGCCCAUGGAUCCCACCUUCUUUUUCGGCAAAGCUGUAUCCAAUGUAAUCUCCUCUGUGGUUUUUGGAAAUUGUUUCGAAUGUGAAAGCAAGGAAUUUCUCACAUUGCUCAGUCUCUUUAAUGGAAUAUUUCAAGGUUUCCGUUCUGUUUGGGAACAGGUAAACGACCCAUGAUGGUGCUAAUGUACCACCAACCUUAUAAACUACACUAAGCAUCUUUGCAUGUAAGUUGUGUAAAUAAAUGAUUAAUCUAGUUCAAUAAUACCUUAAAACGAAUAAGUUCAUGUUUAAUGAAAGUUUGUCCAGACGGCCUUUAAAGAAUAUUUCUGAAAUAUAUCCCCUUAUGUUAACUUUCUGACAGAUGUAAAAAUGCAUUUAGCAUACUGCUUGUAUUUUUUAGAUUCUGAAUUCCCUGAAUUUCUUAGAAAUACCCAUAAGCAGAGACUUUAUUUAUAUUUUGAAGCAUGUACUGUAAGCACCACAAGAUUAUACUUUGCAUAUACCCAUUUUUUUUGCAACAUGAACAUGUUCUAAAAAUGUGAUUUUUCUCUCUGUUUCCUGAAGGAAAGCGGAUCUGUGUCGGGGAGAGCUUGGCACGGAUGGAACUCUUUCUGUUUUUCACCAACAUAUUGCAGAACUUCACCCUGAGGUCCUCAGUGGAUAUAGAGGAGCUUGAUCUGACUCCAGAGAUUAGUGGAUUUGGGAAUUAUCCUCGUAACUAUCAGCUGUGCUUCAUUGCUCGCUAAUUGUAUUUAAACAGAUUAUAUGGCUUUUCCAAUUGUCAAAAUUUUUAUGUUAUAAUAAAAAGGUAGUUUAUAGAUGGAACAGUGUUCUAAUACUAGAAAUGUUUGGGAUGAAAAAAUGAAUUCUUAAUAAUAUAUAGAUAUAUAUAUAUAUAUUAUUAAUGAAUUUCACAGAAAACAAAAAUGUCUAAAACAAACAUAAAAAUGAUUCAUCUAUACUCUUUAUACCAUAAUGUUUAGGGUGUAAGUGUAUAUCAUUUUAAUGUUAAAAUUCUGCAGAUAAAAAAAAAACCAUAUGUUUAUUAUACAUAAACCAUAUUAGACAACUAAAAUAUAUACAAAAUACAAAAGUGAGAGCACACACUAUUGCAUAAAUACCACAGAUAAACAUUGGAUGUGGAAUCUAAAAAUGCAAAUGUAAAAGGCCAUAGGAUAAUAUAGUUAAUAAUUCCUUUUUCCAAACCUUUAUCAAAAAAAAACUUGAAAUUUAAUUUUAAUAUCUUCCAAUGGAUUCUUGGAUUCUAAGGGAGCUCUACAUAUGUCUCUGUAUCUCCUAAUUGAUUAUAAAUCUCUUUAAUAUAUUUUUCUCUUUGUUACACCUGUUGAAAGAGGCGUGUGGAGUGGUGAUAUGGCAAAGAAAAAAAAUAUAUUAAAGAGAUUUAUAAUUAAUUAGGAAAUGCAGAGACAUAUAUGGAACUCCCCAAGAAUCCAUUGGAAGAUAUUAAAAUCACACUGGACGGUAUGUACCGAGUAACAGGCUCAGCACGCACCGCACCGGGCACCCCCAGAGAUGUCAUCCUGCGAUGUGUCACCAUACAUGACAAGAUUCAAAUAAUGACUGCCCUGAAAGGCAAAAUGCCACUGGAAUUUGAGGACGCAAAGUUAUUAUUUUUUCAAGACCUCACCAGAGCCACGUUGCUUAGACGCAAAUCCUUUGGCCCAGUAACGUCCACUCUACGCAAAGCGAACAUACCAUACAGAUGGGGGAACACCGGCUCCUUAAUUGUCCAUCAUGCUGGGACCACCCACAACCUUACCUCCCCCAUGGGAGCCCCAGCCUUCCUGUCUGCAAUGGGAUUGCAGCCGAGUCAACCGCCUACUACAGACGACAAUCAAAAUGUCACCUGGGACCCAACACCUCAACCAGACAACUGGCGGAAUAGCCACAGCGCCCCAACACCUGACCCUUAUCUGGGACUGAGCCAACCUGGCCGCUGAACAACCAUCUGGCUAUCGAAAACCACACCGACCAACUACUUGCUUGGACUUUUACCCAAACCAAUUAAGAGUUUAUCAUGUUCAGCAACUGUGUUUUUUUUUUGUUUGUUUGUUUUUUUAUCUCGUUUCCUUCUAUUUUCUUGUAUGCACAUGCAGACAACACACCCCAACUCCUGGGAUAGGUACCACUACCCCCAAACAUAACGGGGUUAACACACCUCUCUCACUCAGCAAGCCAUUGGCCUCUGAGACCCAGGCAAUCUGGCAACAAGAAACUCCCAUGUACAACUGUGCACAGAAAAAAAAAGAAAGAAAAAAAGAUGGACAGUUUCAUAGUAAAACUUUUUUUAAACAGGUAGAUCUGAAUAGUUUUAUUCAUUUUAAGCUGUCACUUUAAACCAUGGUUGACCAAUAUUCCCAAAAGCUAAUUCCUUAGACUCAGAUGUAAUUGUUCAGAACUUGAGCAAUGCAAAAGUCAGUCUAAUAUUCUUGAAAAUCUAUUUAUAUAGAAAGGAUAUGAUCUCACUCCAGUUCAACAAGUACGUGAGGAAAUAGAAAGUAAACCUACGGAUCAACUAUUGCACUAUAAAAAUAGACCAAAAAUUAAUAUAGAAGAGGAUAAUGAGAUUCCCUUAAUUUUCAACUAUUGUUUCAAUACUUCUCAUUUAUGUAAAAUUAUACAAAACAAAUGUAUAUUUAGAAGUAAACCUAAGAUAACUUUUAGGGGGGCUAAUAAUUUUAGGCAGAUAUUAACCAAUAUUUUUUUUAGAGAAAAAAUAAGUAUCAAGUGAUAAUUUGGGUUUUAUUAUUGUAAUAAUUGUAGAGGUUGUACACUAAGAAAGAAUAAAAAUAAAACUGUUGAAAAAUUCACCUCAUUUACCAAUAAAAUACAACAUGAUAUUAAAUCUUUUAUCACUUGUAACUCUAAAAACGUGAUAUACAUGUUAAUAUGUCCCCGUGGAUUCUAAUAUAUAGGGAAAACAACAAGAGCCCUCAAGAUACACAUAAGAGAACAUAUUUACAAUAUUAAAAGGAAACAUUACCAACACAACGUAUCUAAACAUUUUUUAGAGGUUCAUAAGGGGGAUGCCAGUGGAUUAGAUUUUAUGGGUAUUGAAAGUAUUAAAAUUCACUGGAGAAGAGGAGACAGUAGUAGCCUCCUCAGUAAAGCAGAAAUGAAGUGGAUUUUUAACAUUGGCACCUUACUACCUCAAGGCUUAAAUGCCGAUUGUGAAAUAAACUCCAUCACCAUCAACCCCCUCCCUCACCACCAGCCCCCUCCCUCACCAUCCCUCAACAUCAAUCCCCCACACCAUCCCUCAACAUCAAUCCCCCUCACCAUCAACAUCAACCCCUCUCCCUCACCAUAAACCCCCCUCCCUCACCAUCAACCCCCUCCAUCACCAUCAGCCCUCCUCCAUCCAUCAACCCCCUCCAUCACCAUCACCCCUCCCUCCACCAUCAUCCCCCCCCCUCCCUCAUCCAGCCCCUCUCCCAUCACCAUCAGCCCCCCUCCCUCAUCCCUCCAUCAAUCCCCUCACCAUCCCCCCCUCACCAUCAACAUCAACCCCCUCCCUCACCAUAAACCCCCUCCAUCACCAUCAGCCCUCCUUCAUCACCAUCAGCCUCCCUCACCACUAGCCCCUCCUCCAUCCCUCCAACAUCAAUCCCCUCACCAUCAGCAUCAACCCCCUCCCUCCCAUCACCUCCUACAUCACCAUCAGCCCUCCUCCAUCAACAUCCCUCCCUCACCAUCAGCCCUCCUCCAUCACCAUCCCCCCUCCAUCACCAUCAGCCCCCUCACCCAUCAGCCCCCCUCCCAUCACCAUCAACCCCCCUCCAUCACCAUCAGCCCUCCUCCCCUCACCCAUCACCCCCUCCCUCACCAUCAGCCCUCCUCCUCCUCACCAUCAGCCCCCUCCCUCACCAUCAACCCCCUCCAUCACCAUCACCCCCUCCAUCACCAUCAGCCCUCCUCCCUCACCACAUCAGCCUCCUCCCUCAACACCUCACUCACCCUCACCAUCACCCCCUCCUUCUCACAUCACCCCCCACAUCACACCCCUCUCACAUCACCCCUCUCCCUCUCCCAUCACCCCCACACCAUCACCUCCCUCUUCCUGUCACCAUCACCCCCCUCACCAUCACAGCCUCCUGCCUCCCCCUCCACUCACCAUCCCUCCCCUCACCACCAUCCCCCCCUCCCUCUCACCAUCACCCCCCCUCCCUCUCACUAUCACCUCCCCAUACACACAAGACACUUCAAGCAGCUACCCCAUACACACAGGGUCUCAGGCAAAAACGCAAACAUGCUCACUGUCACAUCCUGCUCUGUUCUGCAAAGAUGUCUGGCUUUGGUUUCUGGUAUCCAGUACUCUUUUUACAAUUCUUGUUUAGUUUUUGUUUUUUCUGGUUGUCUAUUCCAUGUCUGGUUUACUUUAUUGCUGGGAUUUCUGGGGUCAUUCCUGUAUUCCGUCCCUGGAAUUCCCAGUCUCUUGGAUUCACUUAAAAGUUUGUUUUAUGUUGCCGGACCCGUUUGUUUUCCAUCAUUCCUUUUGUUUCAGCCUGGACCUGCAGCAGUGUUUCAUGUCUCUGCCCUUUCUUGCAGGUAAGUGCUAUUGUGGUUUAGUAUGGUUCUUUUAGCGAACAUUAGGCAGUGUAGGACCUGCCGAAUAUGGGGUACAUUGGCGUUGUUGGCAGGCUUGUGCAAUGUAUGAUCAUAUAAUGUGACUAAAUCCCCAUACUUUUCAUAUAUAGGGCUUCGUUAUGUCUCCUCUUGUUUUGCCUAUUAUAUCUUGUCUUGUUUUAUUUUGUCUUGUAUUCCCAGUUCAUGUACUGUCCUGUCCUGUUCUUGUUUUCCUCAUGUCUUGUGUACAUGUUCUGGGUUCUGCUUUCUGUCCUGUUCUGGGUUCUAUUAGUUCUGUCUUGUUUUCAUGUAUGGUGACUAUCCUAACCUUGCCUUGUUUCUGUACUGGAUACAUUCUUGCUGCAGAGCCCCCCUAUCCAGUUCCUGGGAGGUCUGCAUAUCAAGCUCCAAGUUCCUGGGAUCCGCUGUAGCUGCAUCAGGUUUCUGGUAUGUGGCCGCGCAAACGCUGGUGCUCAACGCCAGAGGACGUGUGGUUACCCUGCACCAGACCCUGAUAGUCCAUUACCACACUGAAGACUCCCACUUAUAUUCAGGCACUCAGGGGCCCCGGUUUCCGUACCUCCACCUAUGACACUUACAGAGACAUACAUUCACACACAAGGAUACUCUCUGUCAGACACCCACUCAGGCACAUACACAGGUAAACUAUGCAUCAAUGUGUAUAUGUGACACUUUUUUGUUAGUGGGGCCUCAUGUUUGAGUUUCGCCUAAGGCCUCAUAAAGUCUAGAGCCGCCUCUGUCCUUAAUCACAACAGAUACAUAAUAUGUAUGCCUAAAUGUCUCAAUCACACUAAAUUCAUUAUCUAUAUCUAGAGUACUCAAUCACACUAGAUACAUAACCUGAGUCUUUAGCCUUCAUUAUAUAGAGACCUUCAUCCAAAUUCAAUGUUUCUGGCACCUUAGUACAUACAAGGGAAAAAAACACAUGUUAAAAACACCUUUUAAAAACACUAUUUUCUAUGCCUUUCCUAAUUCCAGAGUGGACACGUGACUCCCAAGUUCUUAUUAUGUAUAAACCCCAUACCUGUCACUAUGUCGGAAUUCACCACACAUUUUACUUCAGAGGAUUAAGAGAAAAACAGGAUUGGGUUACUUAUACACAAUAUUUUGUUUAAAUAACAUGUCAGUCAUUGGUCAAUACCCUGAGUUCACCUGUUCUGCAAACAUAUGAUAUUACGUAAGAUGUGAGACUGUAUAUCGGACUCUAUAUAACAGCAGUAAAUCCACGAACACUAAACACUGGGAUGGAAAGUUGAAAAAUGGACUUCCUCGGAGUUACAGCCUUGCUACUGUCAGCAUGUGUGAUUUUCCUGCUCUUUAAUUUAAUACAAGGCAGGAAAGAAAACAAGAUAAGGCUGCCCCCUGGCCCCACUCCUCUACCUCUUUUAGGGAAUAUAUUACAGCUCAGUGGAAAAGAGGCAUUCAAAUCCUUUAUUAGGGUGAGUAAAGGGACUGUGACAUGUUUAAAGGUGUAUUCAACUAAAUAUACCUGGUGAGUUUAUAUUAUUAAAGGGACACUCCGGGCGUCCACCUAUGUUAGGUGCACUGUGUAGGUUAGGUUUCAGUUAGUUAUACUGGGUGGGUUUAUAUUAAUAAAGGGACACUCCAGGCUCCCACACACGUUAGGUGUGCUGUGCAGGUUAGGUUACAGUUAUACUGGCUGGGUUUAUAUUAUUAAAGGGACACUCCAAGCGUCCACAUAUGUGAGGGUGCACUGGGUAAGUUAGGUUACAGUUGGUUAUACUGGGUGGGUUUAAAUUAUUAAAGGGACACUCAAGGUUCACACACAUGUUAGAUGCAUUGUGUAGGUUAGCUUACAGCUAGUUAUACUGGGUGGGUUUAAAUUAUUAAAGGGACACUCAAGGUUCACACACAUGUUAGAUGCAUUGUGUAGGUUAGCUUACAGCUAGUUAUACUGGGUGGGUUUAUAUUAUUAAAGGGAUACUCCAGGCUCCCACACACGUUAGGUGCACUGUGUAGGUUAGGUUACAGUUAUACUGGGUGGGUUUAUAUUAUUAAAGGCUUCCACACACAUUAGGUGCACUGUGUAGGUUAGGCUACCGUUAGUUAUAUUGGGUGGGUUUAUAUUAUUAAGGGGACACUCCAGGCUCCCACACACGUUAGGUGUACUGUGUAGGUUAGGUUACCGUUAGUUAUACUGGGUGGAUUUUUUUUUUUUAAUUAAUCAUCUGUAUUUACUAAAUAUAACUAUCUUUUGUCCCUAGUAAGUAACCUGCAGUGUUUCCCCUUUUUCAGUCCAAAAAAACUUAUUUUGCAGAAUGUUAAGACUUUCUAUAGUACAAAGAUGACAAGUAAAAUGUAUCUCCCCAUAAACCUUUGUUGUUCAUGAUUAUGUAUCUGUAUGAUUGAGGAUAGAAAACAAAGUGGCUAUCAGGACUGGUUUUAUUGUUAAGAACCUGCCAAAAGAUGUGAUUUAAAUUCUUAUUUUUUAUUGUCAACUGAUUUUUGUUAAGAUUUUCAAUGCAUUUUCUAAAUAAUGGAUUCAAAAUGAGUAAAUUCCCAUCCUGAAACAUCCCUAUAUUGAGUUAAAGAUAUAAAGGAUACAUUUAUAAAAAUGAGUAAUACAUUUGAUUAUCUAAAAACUAUGAACUCUAUUAACCUCCUCCGGCAGCUUGCCGAGCAGUAUGGUCCGGUAUAUACCGUUUACAUGGGGAUGGAGCGCGUUGUGGUGCUCUGUGGCUAUGACGUGGUGAAAUUGGCUCUUAUUGACAAUGGAGACGUAUUUAGUGGCCGGGGGCACAUGCCACUGCUAGACAAGAUGAGCUCUGGAGGUCAUGGUAAGAACAAACCUGAUCCUUUCUUCUCUAAUACUAAGCCAGACUUCUUAAAGGUACAUUUUCCUGCCAUUUGGUUCACAGAUUAAGCGGGAAGGGGGCGGUAGGGGGUGGUAAGGGGGUGUGACAGAGUAGGUGGUGGUAAGGGGUGUGACAGAGCAGGGGGUGGUAGGGGUCUGGGGCAGGGGGCGGUGGGGAUGUGUAACAGGGCAGGGGUGAUAAGGGGGUUGACAGGGCAGGGGGUCUGUGAUAGGAUACAGGUGGAAGGGUAUCUGUGCCAGGUCAGGGGGGCCUGUGACAGGGAAGGGGGUGGUAGGGGAGCGGAGACUGUGACAGGGGAGGGGGUCAAAAAUUCAUUUUUAUUAAAUGUAUUCCCUGGUGGUCCGGUGGGCUGGCUGUAUCCCUGGUUGUCCUGUGGGCAGGCUGUAUCCCUGGUGGGCUCCCUUUUCGCCAGGUGCAGAGCUGCAGACCACGUGGUAAGUUUCCAGUCAGAGCAUGGCCGUGGUAACCCGACAGAGCUGCAGACUGAAGGCUGGCUCUCUCCUGGGCAGACUUACUGGAGGGGUCUCGCACCCAGCGGCAUUAUAGGCAAGCCGCCCGGCCCCCUCCUGUGUCGGGCCCUGGGUCAUAGGCCAAAGACCCAACAUGUCAGUCUACCCUAUGGCGAUUUAGGAGGCUGCAAAGCCCCAGACCAUGCGAGGCCUUAGGUAGUGGCCUAAAUCGCCUAAUUAGAGAGCCACCUCUGUCUCUAAUGCUAACUCUCUAGCCCUAAUCCUAUAACACUGACCCUCUAAUGCUUACCCUCUAACACCAGCUAUCUAACUCCAACUCUCUAAUACUAACCAUGUAAUACUAACUAUUUAAAACACUGUCAUGGGUGGCGUCUGGAAACUGUAUGCCUGAUGAUGGUAGGAGUCACAGCAUGGAAAUGAACUAUAAGGAUCUGGUGCAGGGUAACCACACGCCCCCUACCAGGGCACUGAUGCAGCUUCUGUGGAUCCCAGGAGCUUGAUAUUUUGCAGAUAUGUGUCCAGUGCUAGAAACAAGGUAAGACUAGAACAGACACCAAACAAGAUAAGACAAGACUAGAAGAACCCAGAACCAGAGCAGGACAGAAAGUAGAACCCAGAACAUGUACACAAUACAUGAGGGAACAGGACAUGGACUGUACAUGAACUGGGAAUGCAAUACAAAAAUAAAACAAGACAAGAGAUACAAGGCAAAACAAGAGGAGACAUAACUAAGUACUAUAUAUGUAAUAAACAUUGGAGAUUUAGACAUACAUAAAUGGCCAAGAUGUAUGCAGCCCACCAAAGUACUCCAAUUAUGGUGGGUCCUAACUGCUUAGAUAUGUAUGACUAAAUAAACAACAAUAAAACACACACAGCACUUACCUGCAAGGAAAGGAGCAGAGGAAUGAGACCAAAGUUUGCAAGAACAGACUGAAACAAAAAGGAUAAAACGGGCGUGGCAACAAAAAACAAACAUUUAAUGGAAUCCAGGAGACUGGGAAUUCCAGGAACGGAAUACAGGAAUGAACCCAGAAACCCAGCAUAAAGAAAACCAGACAUAGAAUAGAAAACCAGAAAAACAAAGAAAAACUAAACAAGAAUUGUAAAAAGAGUACUGGAUACCAGAAGGCAAUGCCAGAAUGAUUCGUAGCUAGGAACAGGAUGUGACAAACACUAACUAUCUAACGCUAACUAUCUAAUACUAUCUAAUGCUAACGAUCUAAUGCUAACGAUCUAAUGCUAACUACCUAAUGCUAACUAUCUAAUGCUAACUAUCUAAUGCUAACUAUCUAACACUAACCAUCUAAUACUAUCUAAUGCUAACUAUCUAAUGCUAACUAUCUAACACUAACCAUCUAAUACUAUCUAAUGCUAACUAUCUAACACUAACCAUCUAAUACUAUCUAAUGCUAACUAUCUAACACUAACCAUCUAAUACUAUCUAAUGCUAACCAUCUAACGCUAACCAUCUAAUAUUUGUAGAUUGACCCCAGGUUACUGAUCAUACGGAAUUCAAUAAAACUAUAAAUAGGGAAGGGGGGGGGGUAUAUGAAACUGCUAUCAGACUUGCUUCAAUAUAAUUCAGUGUAGUUCAGUGGACUGUGAAUACGAACAUAAAGGAACAAAUGCUAUAGACUGAGGUUGUUAAAGGUCUUCACAGUAUAAUGUUAAAUACUUAGCUACAGAGGGAGAUACUUCGUCUCUACCUAAAGAGUAAUAAAGUAACUCCACAGAGAGAGAGCAGGAUAAUAAUUACUAGAUAGCAACGCUAAACUAAAAUGUUAUCCUGCUGGUGAGCUGGUGGUUAAAAGGAUGGCUGAUUAUGGAUAGUAAUGAUUAACAGAGUAGGCAAACAGUGAUCUGUAACCGUGUAGCAAAAAAUAAAUAAAGUAUCAUAUCCUCUAGUAAUCACCUGUAUAAAUAAAGUACACCCCACUAGAAUAAUUCUCUCUAGAAAAAAAAAUAUUAAAUCACAACCUGAUCUCGAGAUCAACAGUAAAAGCCUAUUACAAACCUUGUAUUACUGAUUACUAUAUAUGGACUAGUACAAAUCCCUUUAUUGAACUAAUCACAGAAUACCUGAGUGCUAAAAGGCAAACUCGACCAUAACAGUAAUAUGGGCGUGAUCUGACAGAAUGCUAAUCGGUCUAUGCUAGCCAGCACUGCAAUACCCAUAUCCCCACAUUAUAGGAGCUUCAAUCUUUAAAUCUUUUGUUUGUUUGUUUUAAAUGGGUUUAUGGGGUUGGUCCAGAAGAGCAGCAGGGCCUGCGUUGACUGUCAUUAUUUCCUGUUCUGUCCUCUUCGUUACAUUAGGUAUCGUUAACAGUAACGGUGAGCGCUGGAAACAGCUGCGGCGAUUCUCUCUGAUGACGAUGAGAAACUUUGGGGUGGGGAAGAGGAGCAUUGAGGAGAGGAUCCAGGGAGAAUCUUAUUUUCUUACUGAGGAAUUACGAAAGACCAAGGGUGAGUAAAUUACAAUUAAAAUUGAUAAAUAAGAUCUCUCCCUGCGUAUUGGACCAGUCACAGAAAUUGAAAUAUAGAAGGAUUGGCUGUAUUAUGGAUCAAAUAACAUAUAACCGGCACAAUCAGAUUAUAUCUCAGUUACAGUAUCUCACAAAAGUCAGUACACCCCUCACAUUUUUGUAAAUAUAUCUUUUAAUUUGACAACACUGAAGAAAUGACACUCUGCUACAAUGUAACGUAGUAAGUGUACAGCCGGUAUAACAGUGUAAAUUUGCUGUCCCCUCAAAAUAACUCAACACAGCCAUUAAUGUCUAAACUGUUGGCAACAAAAGUGAGUACACCCCUAAGUCCAAAUUGGGCCCAAUUAGCCAUUUUCCCUCCCCAGGGUCAUGUGACUCGUUAGUGUUACAAGGUCGCAGGUGUGAAUGGGGAGCAGGUGUGUUACAUUUGGUGUAUACUGGCCACUGGAAGUUCAACAUGGCACCUCAUGGCAAAGAACUCUCUGAGAAUCUGAAAAAAAUUGGUCUGCAAUACUGUCAUCCCAGAAGGAAGCCUCUUCUAAAGAUGAUGCACAAGAAAGCCCACAAACAGUUUGCUGAAGACAAGCAGACUAAGGACAUGCAUUACUGCAACCAUGCCCUGUGAUCCAAUGAGACCAAGGUAAACUUAUUUGGUUCAGAUGGUGUCAAGUGUGUGUGGCGGCAACCAGGUGAGGAGUACAAAGACAUGUGUGUCUUGCCUACAGUCAAGCAUGGUGGUGGGAGUGUCAUGGCUUGGACCUGCAUGAGUGGUGCCGGCACUGGUUAGCUACAGGGAACCAUGAAUGCCAACAUGUACUGUGACAUACUGAAACAGAGCAUGAUCCCCUCCCUUUGGAGACUGGGCAACAGGGCAGUAUUCCAACAUGAUAACGACCCCAAACACACCUCCUAGACGACCACUGCUUUGCUAAAGAGGCUGAAGGUAAAGGUGAUGGACUGGCAAAGCAUGUCUCCUAAACCCUAUUGAGCAUCUGUGGGGCAACCUCAAAUGGAAAGUGGGGGAGCGCAAGGUCUUUAACAUCCACCAGCUUCAUGAUGUUGUCAUGGAGGAGUGGAACAGGACUCCAGUGGCAACCUGUGAAGCUCUGGUGAACUCCAUGCCCAUGAAGGUUAAGGCAGUGCUGGAAAAUAAUGGUGGCCACACAAAAUACCAACGGUUUAUAGUUAUUGAGUUAUUUUGAGGGGACGGCAAAUUUACACUGUUAUACAGGCUGUACACUUACUACUUUACAUUGAAGCAGAGGGUAAUUUAUUCAGUGUUGUCACAUGAAAAGAUAUAAUAAAAUAUUUACAAUAUGUGAGGGGUGUACUCACUUUUGAGAGAUACUGUACAUUAAAGAAACACAUCAAACACGGAUGGUUUUAAUCACUAAAUACUGAUUUGAUUUGAUUCCAAAUGGAUUUGGUGAAAAUGACCAGACUCUAAACAGAUUUGUAAUUCUUGUAUUUACAGCUUUAAAAUCGAUGUUUUCCACAUGCAAAUUCUGUACAAAGUAUAGGGCAUUUACAAUACAUCAAUUUUAACCAAAGACUGGACCAAACAAAUGUGGUCAUUGUAACUCGCUUGGCUUUUGGGAAGUGAGUUCUAAACCCCAGACUAUUUGGUCUGCAGACAAAUAGUUAGAAAAAAACUACAUCAGCUCAUGGAUUUAAAAAAAACAAAACCAAAAAAAGCUACAGUCCCCUGAUUGCAUAAACACUCCUCCCAACUAAGACUUUGGCAACAAGCAAUGGAUGAGACAUUUAGCUUGGUUUUCAGAGAAAAUGCAGUGUUUACAUUACAACCGAGGGAUACCUCCACUGGCCACUCCUCCGAUGGCUGCUAUAGGGGCUUCCUGGGGCAGUGCUGCACAGUGUGACUGACAUUCAAUGUCUCCACCCUCUGCAUGGAGACACUGAACCUUCCUCAUAGAGAAGCAUUGAUUCAGUGUGAUGUUCACACACGAAAAGGACAAAGCACUAUUGCAGAUAAUUUGACUGUAACACCAUUAUACUUUAUUAUAAUGAGCAAUGUUCACUUACCUUAUAUACUUACCUUUAUGUUUUAUUGAUCACACCCAGGACUUGUUGUCCUGUUCACUGGGUCUGGUCACCUAUCAUAGUGACCUUUAAUCACUCCAAGAACCAUAACCUGGAAAAGGUUUUGUAAAAGUGUGUUUGUAUAAUUAUGUUUUGUUCUGCUUCACCAGGUCAACUCCUGGAUCCCAUCUUCUAUUUCAGCAAAGCUGUGUCUAAUGUCAUCUGUUCAGUGGUUUUCGGAAAUCGGUUUGAAUAUGAAGACAAGAAUUUUCUUAUACUUUUAGGUCUAAUAAAUAACAUACUUAGAGGAAUCAGCUCUGUUCGGGGACAGGUGAGCACUAAUGAUCUUAGGUGCUGUCCCUUUAACCCAUUAAACAUGUCACUGUCAUUAGGUCACUUUGCUCCUACAUAG